Molecule: messenger RNA, 49590 nt
Organism: Xyrichtys novacula (pearly razorfish)
Lineage: Eukaryota; Metazoa; Chordata; Actinopteri; Labriformes; Labridae
Source: the annotation of a GenBank genome assembly
GGUAAAAGGCGCUGCGGGUGAUAAAAGCUCACGCGCACCUCGCGCUGCUCCGGUGGCCGUUGGAGAGAGAGGAGCGCACCUCUCUGGACCGGGAGCGCACGGCAGCCGGAGGGGCGGGUCUGUCGUGAAACUUACAGUUGCAGUUUAAACGUUCCUUCAUUUGUCAAGUGCUCUCUCGGACCGCGAGGCAGAGCUGGUACUAAUUUACACACUAAUUGAAAGCUGCCACAUGCGCGUGCGGUGCCGCACAGUCCUCCUCUGUGCGCCCUCGCCUCUUCAGAUGGGUUGACAGACAGAGCGGCACCGGUACCCGGUGGUCGGUGCAAACUUCGGGGGGCUGGUUCAAACUUUAGCCCGGAAUGAUCGUUUGCAACGUGAGCGUGAGCUGUGUGCACUGUACCGGGGGAGGAGCUGGCGGCACGGCGGCGACAGCAGCGGCGGCGGCAGUGGACGCGUACGAGCAGGUGCCCGGGUCUCUGCCACCCCCGACCCUGAGCGCAAGGGGGCACCUGGUGGUGGCGGUGUGCCUCGGCUUCAUCGGCACCUUUGGCUUUCUCACUAACUUCAUCGUGCUCACGCUGUUCUGUCGGUACCGGGCUCUGCGCACGCCCAUGAACCUGCUGCUGGUGAGCAUCUCCCUCAGCGACCUGCUGGUCAGCAUGCUGGGCACCCCGUUCAGCUUCGCGGCCAGCACCCAGGGGCGGUGGCUGAUCGGACGCGCUGGGUGCGUUUGGUACGGGUUUGUGAACGCAUGUUUGGGUAAGCAGCUGUUUUUUCUUUGUCUUUGGCACGUGUCAUAGAGACCCACGACUGAAAGAAGCACGCGCGAUGAGAAACGAGACCUCAAAAUUUCAACCUGAUCUUGUCGUUACUGUUUAAAACUGAUAUGGGGGAAAGUGGCAGUGUUUAAUUCAGUGUUUAAUUCAUGUUUAUAAAAGUGGCUUGCGUCUGAGUACGUUACGCACAUUCAUCCAAAGCGAAGUAAUUUAUCCAAAGUUGCAGCAUUUCUGAAGCAGCUCAUACACGCACGGUUAGAAACAGCUGUCUUAACAUGAUUAAAACCCCGCUGAGACAUUUCAGUCUGAAGUCAAUUUCUAUUACAAUCCUAUUAUGUGUUGAGGACAGUGUGCCGUUCACUGCCAAUAGUACUCUACCACACUGUAAACCUGCAAAAUGGCUUUCCCAUAAGGAAAAAUCAAUACGGUAGAGUAAUGUCAGGUUUUAUAACAGGAGCGGCUCAACAAAACAACCUGUAAUAAUAGGAUUUCUGGUUCUAUUACUUAAUAAAUCUGCUCAGUCUGAGCUCAAAUGUAGACUCUCUCUGGUGCACUCAGUUCUGUUGAAAACCUGUGACCUCUUCACCUCUCAGUUUGUGCACAAUCACUUUUCACACCACCGGGGAUCAAUAUGUUCGCACCACUGCUGAAUGGAAAAGGUCUUAAUUCUCUGGCCAACAUUUAGUGACCUCUGUUUUACUUAAAGCCCUGUGAUUGAUGGCACAUGUCAGGAAAGAAUCAAUCUGUCAAAUGGGUGAACCACUGAGGUCUAGUUCCGCCUCGGAGACCUCUUCACCUGCUAUUUUUGUAACUUUUACUGCUCGGGGUGUUUUUGUUGCUCUGCAUUAGUUUCAGGAUUUAAAAUAUGUUCAGCCGCAGAAACCUGUUGUUGAGAAUCUAUUUGUUUUUGCUCUUCGGAGUCUGAGCUUACUUUAAGGUGUACUAAAAUGUCACUGUUGUUGCUCCUAAAUCAGCUGUUUUUUCCCGGGAGUUUGGACUUGUGGAGCUCUGAGGUGCAGUUAGGUGGUCUCGACUUUAAAUCAGGUGUUUCCUCUUUGGACUCGGGCUGCAGGAUGUUGUCGGUGUUGCUGUUAAAUCUCUUGUUUCCUCUUAAGAGUUUGGACUUGCUGGAAUCCAUUGCUGGUUUUAAAUCAGUGUGGUAAGGGGUCUAAGUGAAGUUAUUGCACUGUCUGGACUUGAAUUCAGGGAGCUUUAAAAAACUGCUGCUCUACAGUCUGUGUUUUUGUCUUUGUGGAUAUGAAGUUAAAAUGAAAGUUGUCUUGCACUUGAACUGCUUAUAUCCUCUAAGUCGUUGCUUUAAAAUCUUUGGUUUUCUCAAUGAAGUUUGGUCUUGAAGAAAUGCUUUACCCAAUUAAAGGGAUAUUCCGGCAUAAAAGUCUUGGUCUGAUUGCAUGUCCAUGAAGAAAUGAUCAUAAAUGUUCUUCCUUGAGCUGCGUCACCCCGCUGUAGUCUGUAAUGGAUUGUCUUGAGGUCUCGCUAAAAAACAAACGGCUUCUGGAAGAGAGUAGGUGAGUUGUGUUUAGUCUCUUUGCUAAAGAAAUUAAGCAAAGUUAAAAAGAUGUUUGGUGGCUAGGACCCUAUAUGUCCUGUUGAUGAAGUUAGCUGCUGUUCUGAGCAUUAUUUCUGGCUAUAGAGUGGCGUUUUGGUUGAGGCUUGUUUAUGGCACCUCAGACCGCUGUGUAUUGCUAUCGUGCGGUCGUUACUAAAGUUGGUAUAACUGGAGAAGCAAGCAGUCAGCAACAUUCAUCUCUCGAGGAAGUGUCUAACUCAUUGUUAAGGUGCGUUUGACCCGGAAUAUCCCUUUAAAGCUCCUGUGAGGAGCUUUAAAACAUUUAAGAAAUACACUGAAAUUCAUAUUGAUGCCUUUCUAUGAUAUCCUAAAGAAAACAAUGAUGAAUUUGACUGUUUUUACAUCGCAGUUUUAAUGCCUGAAGCUGGUGUGAAAGAUGCUCCCAGUUGUUGGAUUUUGGGUGGCCUUACAAUCUCCUGUGGUAAAUAAAGCAACCUUAACGCAAGAUGUUAAAAAUGUCAAUUUAAAAGCACCGCAAACAACCAGUUUAUGAGGCAAUCUCCUCUUUUGGCAAGACAAGAGAAGAGAUUAUAGAUCACUGUCCAGCAAUAAGGCAUUUCAGCGUGCUUCACAUAAGGUCAACACGAACAGCAUGACUUGUACUGACCCUUAACACUGUGGGGCUGCCAGCGCCGGACAAGUCUUAAUGGAGAAAAUGGAGGAUGAAGAUAAGGCGCCGAAGAACAGCGAGGCAUUGAUGCUUUUAGACUGUAAACAAGGUCAUUUAAAGCUCCUGUAGGGAAUUUCAAAAAAAAUAUGAAAAAAACUGAAAUCAAUGAUCUCUUUAUGACCCUAGAUUUGUAAACAAGACCAAAAACAAGAAGUGCAUUUACUUUUGAGCAGUUAUUUUUAAUGCCUGCUUUGGCGCCAGAAUCCACACAAACAAAGGUUCCUUACAGUGUCUUUAAAGGCUCUGUUUACUUAAGUUGAUAUCAAUGGUUGAUGUAAGUUUUAAGAACAGUUAAAGCUACUGUGAGGUUUUCCUUUUUAGCUUUAUAAAGGAGACAAAAAUUCAAAUUGAUGCCUUUUAUGAUAAACAAAAGCAAACAACGACAACAUUAGUAACAAGACUGAUGGUUUUUAAAUCAUAUUCUAGUAUGAGGGGGUAGGUGUCAGCCUAGCAGCUAAAGGAAGCCCUGUUUUCACACAUUUUGUUUGUCAGAAGAUGAGCAUGUAGAGGACAAGAUAAACAGUGACUGCUUUCACCACAGGGGGCGCCAAAGUUGACACAAACCAAAAAUUGCUCACAGGAGCUUUAAAGUAUGACUUAAUUUGGCAUUGCUGUACGUAAAAUUUGUUGUCUGUCUGGACUCUAAGUAACAUGUCGUAAGAUAUCACCGGUCUGAAGUCAGUCAUUUAACCACAAAUCUUUGGGUCAUUAGCUUUGAUGCCCUCUUUGAUUUCUCUGUGGAGUUUCGUUUUUAGGAGUCUAUUCAUGCUUUUAAAAAGUCCUCUUCUCUCUGAUGUUUGGUGUUAUUAGUCUUUAAUCAGUUGUUUUCAAUCUUCAGUCUGGACUCACUUUAAUUUAUUCCAAAUUUAAAUGUUUAUUGGCAUAUUAGAGGAAAAAACAAUUUCACCAAAGCAUCCAGGUACAAAUAAAUCAAAGGUUGUUGCUCAUUAAUCAGUUGUUUCUCUCUGGAGUCCUGACUGUGUCUGUUGUUGUUGACGAAUCGAUGUUUCCCUCUCUAAAAUCUAGACUCUGUAAUGUUUUAAUAAAAUGAACAAUCAGUUUUGGCAUAAAAGUUUUCUAAACUUUUCCCUUAAGUACCAAAGAACAAAUUGGUCAGGUGUUGCCAGCGCUUGACAAAGAAGCUGUUUACUCUCUGGAGUCUGUAGCUGUGAUGGGUUGUUGCUCUCAACUCAUUUUUCUUUUCUCUCCAGAGAGUCUGGACUAGCAGUACAGUACACCAAAGUGUUGUUGUUGCUCUUAAAUAAGAUGUUUCCUCUCCGGAGUCUACAUCGACAGUUAAGUGCAGUAAGGUGUCGUCGGUGUUGCUGUUAAAUCUCUUGUUCUCUCUACAGGAUUCAGACUUACGAGAAUCUGUCGUUGCCUUUAAAUCAGAACUUUUUCCUGCUGUAGUCUGGAGUUCAGAUCAGGUGAUCCUUUUUUGCUGAAAUGAGGUGUUUCUUUUGGAGUUUGGACUUGUGAAAGAACAGUGAGGUGUUAGUGCUCUUUCCCCUGAGUCUGGGCUGAAAGGAAGGUGCUGUUGCUCUAAUAUUGGACUCUGUCUCAUGAGUAUAACAGUGCGGUAGGGUUUGGUUCGCCAUCAUCCAUCAGCUCAUUUAUGUUAGUCAUCACAACCAGUGUUUCCCCUAAAUUCAUUCGCCGCUGCUGAAUCACGUGCGCCACUACUGUAAUUUCACAUUCUCAUAAAUAUCAAUGCGCCGCUAAUGAUUUCUACUUGCAAUGUGUGAGCACAACAACACACAACGUUAUUUCCGACUUGUUUUGAGUCAUCAACGAGCGCAUCAAAUCCUGUCGGACCCUUUUCUAUAAAUGUGAAGGGUGAUGUUCAAGCUAAACACGGUCUAUAUAACGAGAAGUGCAGGUAACGUAGCGUAACGUGAACGUAACAUAUGCUCGCUCUGUCCCCUCUGCUUUACUAACACACACCAGCUCUCUAACUGCGGUCACAUGAUGAUUUUAGCGGCUGUGGUGCAACAUGUCGAAGAUACACUAGGAAUCAUGGAUCACAGAAAACUUGGGCAAGAUCAUACAGCCUUUGUUUCUGUGGAAAGUGUCUGAAUUUGAUCUUUUACUGGACUUGGUGUCAAACUAGAAGUUUUUGUCAGUUUUUCCCAUGGCAUAUGGAUUUACAGUGGCCGCUACCCCUCCUCAGACCACUUUGACCUGGAUUGUUUUCUAUCUUCCCUCAUCAAAUUGAGGAUUCUGACUAAAUCCCCUUCUAACCCCACUGUGCAGCUACUGAUGGCAUGAACAGCCUCCCAAUAUAACCAUGUAUGCCAGACUCACAUCUUCCAAAAAGCUGACGUUUACUCUGUGAUGAGUCAUGAGUUAUAUCUCAUUUGCAGUUAAUCCACGACUUGCAAACUUUUCAUGGUUAACUUUCCACUUUCAAGAGCGUUGAAUGUUCAGAAGCGGCUGCAGACUAAACAAGUAACAAUCAAUAACAUCAAAUAAGUGUGAGCGAGAAGAUUUGAGGCCUCACUGUUCAAAGAGACCUGAAUGAGAAAAGAUUGGAUUCUGAAGCGGGGCUGGUCAUUGGCUCGCUGAAACGACCGGAGAGCAGAGAUGGGAACCCGAGCAUCAAAGAUUCAUGUGAGUAGUGAAUGAUUGAUGACGGUUUGGUCAGGACUGAUCAGAUAGAGGAAGGACAGGAAGAAAUUCAGGCCAGUUUGAAAAUUUCCAGAAAUAACCCAAAGGGUCAAGUUAUUUCAGCUUGUGUUCUGGCUGACGGAAAGCUUCAAAGCUGUGAAAGAACAUUAUGUACAGGUGUGUACAAAAGCUACGAUGUACUGAACUAGUAAAAUACUUCAAUAAACAUUUUUUUGUGAUUGUUUGCUGUUUUGUCUUUGUGGGCCUAAAGCCAGGAUUUCAGUUUUAUCUUUGUUAUGUUGUAGAAAAUGUUGUGAUUUCCAGUGUCUGAGUUCAUCCGUGCAGUUGACCCGGUUCUUGGCUCGACUGAGAUUUUCAGAGUGAAAGUGAGACGAGUGGGAGGACAUGUUGUAGUUCUGUACAACAACACCAAGAGGGAGCAUGAGAAUACAGAAGAAUAGAGGACCAAGUACUGAACCUUGUGGCAUCCCACAGUGAAUCUUCAACAUGCACUACAGCAGUGCAAACUAUCAUGCAGCCACAGGUGGAGAGAGGAGAGCAGGGAGAGCAGCAGGAGGAGGCAGGAGUGUGUGUUUGAAGAGCCAGGGGACGGAGGUGGUGUAGGCAGGAAUCCGUUAAAGAAGCAUCUUUUCUCGUGGUGUAUAAACAAAAAAGCUUUUAAUGUCAGUCAAUAGCUAUUAGUCAUUGAUGACAUUUGGUAAUAUAAUGAUAUCGCUGUGUUUCGUUAUGUCUGCGUCGUCAACAUUUUACAUUUUUGAGCAGCCCGCUCUUUCUGACUGUAAACAAAGCCGUUCUCUGCCUCCCCCUGACCUGAUUGGUUGUGAGGCAUGGUCCACGUUCUUGAAUAACGUUCAGGAGCCCAAACAAAGUUAGCGUGCUACAAUAUUGGACAGUAGAAACCAACCAGAAAGUUCGGAAAAUUGUCCGAAUCCUCUUUUGGCCACGACUGCCGACACAAGCAAGAAAACAAAGUAAAUAGCGGAGACUUUGGCGGAAUAACGGGCGCUCAAAAAGGAGGUAGACUGGACAAGAGCUAAAAAGCCGGGUCAACAUCAAUGCAGCAUUUGAGGGACGCUUCAGGAUCUUGGUGACCCUGUAACCUUUCUGCUGGACAGGUAAACCUCUUUAAGAAAGUAAGACAAGUGUCUGUAACAGAAGUGUUUCUUGUCAAACGGACCUGCUGUAGCGUGUUGUAGCGCCGCUAAACUGUCCUCCCUCGGGUCCUGGACUAUGUCACUUUAUCCUAGUUGUAGAAGUCCUGCAAACAUUGUGUUUGCUGGUAGUCUGUUGGCAUCUACAGUAGCACCAAUGCUGUUUACUUUCACCUUGACUGGGCCCCAUUUGUAAUGAUCUGAAGUAUUUAUCUGCAUUAUAUCGGAAUUUAAUUGAAACGAUACGAUCGAGCAGGAGCGUCUGUUUGUGGGCGGGGCUUGUUGGAGCAGAGAGGGAGGGGAGAGGAGGAGCUGAGGGGAAAAGUGGUUUGGAGGGGUCGAGUUUACAUUCAAGAUUUCUCCUAAAAACUGGAACUAACUCAGAUCCUGCCUACCCCACCUUUAACGAGCUAACAUUAGCCGAGCUAAACAGUCCCAAAUGUAAUCUUAAUCCUUCGUGUUAUAAAGAUGCAGGCUUGAAAAGGCUGAAUGAUAUGUUGAAACUGUAGCCUGUUAUAAAAUUUAAGUAAAAGAGAGGCUCUAAUUCACAAGUUUUUAAUAACAGGCUGUGAAAUCUACAGAUGCGGUUAGCACAGCAUGCAUUAGUCAAGACCACAAGCUUUGUUUGCAUACUCCCCCCGCUCUUCUAGCUGCACCAUCACUGUAAGAGACCUCACUGAUAUGAUAUAGAAGAGUGAUGGGAGUGUUGAAUGUGAUCCUUGUGUGUUGAACCCUGCAGAGUCUGAACUGUAAAUAAUUGCCGCCUGAGGAGGAGUUUUAACUUGUGCUGCUUUGCCUCUUCAGAGUGCAUAUUUUAGCAAUGGUGUAUUUGUGAGAGUAUUAAAUCGCAAUAAGUUAGCAAUUUUCUAUUCUUCACAGUGCUCUCCUUUCUUUUCAAAAACUUGGUGACAGCAAAAAUAAUACAAACUAAAAUGGUUAAGUGCACUCAGUAAAUUUUCUGUUCAGUGUCUGAUUAUGACUUGUAAUCAAAUAAACCCCAGGCUAGGAGUGAUUUUGACGUGCUACAGCGCUUCAAUCAGGACUUUUGUGAAAACUUAAAUGAUCUAUUCAAGGUCCCUGCUGUGUCAAAUCCCAAAGGUCAAGUCCCUGCGAAGUUAAAUGAGUACUUUUAUGCCACACAGAAUUCAUCUUGAUAAUUUUUGUCACAGUUAGGCUCCCGAAAGUGCAAAACGCUUCAAGUUAUCCGCGAUGGGAGACUGUUUGUUCCCACGAAUUUGUAUUGUAAAAUUUUGUGCCAAAGAUGUUCUAUAACUUAUUUUUUAACUAUCCUAUAUCAAAAGAAUGGUAUAAUAUUACAGACACAAUUAAAAGCAGCUGCACAGUGUAGUUUUUAACAGGUUUUCUCAGUCAUGGGGUCACAAUCAGGAAUUUAAGAAAACAGUACUGGACUAUUGAGUGAAUACAUGCGCUGAAACGAUGAUUGGAAAGUCUAAAUUCAAGAAUAAAAAUAACCCGCAGAAGUCGUUGGUGACUUUGGGCUAUUUAGUUACAGACGAUGGGACCAUAGCUGGCAAGUAUCCUGUCUUUGGCAGGAAACUACCAUAUUUUACCUCUCUUUCCCACUGUCUUCCCGUAUUACUAUUCCCCUGUAAAUCUCUCGUAUUAUAAUAUGUGUGUAUAAAAAAACAUUAUUCUGCUUCUCCAAACUGAACUCUGUCACUAGGGCGCACUAAGUACCCACCAACUAGUAGGAAGUAGUAAGUUGUCAUCUGUGUUUACACAGGUGGAAAAUUUCCCUUAUUUUCCAAACCCAAACAUGACAGGUAUGGAUGGGACCUUAGAGCUGUCCAAGUUACUGUAAAUUUAGCUUGACUACGGGAGUGAAAAAUAGCAGGAUCACUAACUCUACAUGGAGGAAACACAUGGAGCUACACACAGCCGCAUAGACACUGACUGUUGUGGACUGAGGCGAACAAAAUGGAAAUGAUCACAUUAUAGAAAAAAAAACGUUUUUCCAGUCCAGAUCCCCAUUUAGAUACUCCAGGGUGACUCAUAAUCUGGAUGUCACAGUACGCAAAUGCUGAAGUAUAAGUCGAUUAAAACUUGCAAGGUACUCGACCAAAAUGUUAUCAAUUUAUGUAAAAGUCUGGGAAAAUACCAAUAAAAUGUUCUGCAGAGGACCCAGGACUGAGCCCUGUGGUACACCGUAAAAAAAAGACGAUUAUUCAGUCCCAGUGUGAAACAUUUCUGUCUGCAAGAUAUUAUGAACAAUCUAAGAAGAGACUUAAGCCAGGUUGGCAUGUGACACAACUUUCCCCACAGCUGAACUUUGACUUUUCAGUAAGAACCCUGAUUACUAUGUUUGACCCUUCCACCCAUCCAUCCAUACAAAUUCUUCUAUAUCUGACAUCUUCCCGUGCUUUACUCUGCUGCUCCUCGGGUUGGUGCUUCAAUGUAAAUUCAUGUUGUCUGAAAUGACACAUCCAGUCGAUAGAUUACAACCCAAGCAGCUGGUAAUAAGAACAGAGUAGGCUCCACGCUGUUUCAUAUCUGCGCUCCUUUGACAUCUUAAGAACCAGCUGGGUAAGAAACAAAAACACGGGUAGAGAGCUCAAUCAAUUUUAAUUAAGUUGUUCAAUUGAAUUCAUUUAAGUUAUUUUUGAAAAUUACACCCUUCCUCCUUCACAGCCUGAGGGGAAAGUUUGUGGCAGGUCUGAUUGAGACUCCAAAGAGAAAGCUGUAAUCAAAGAUGGGAACGUUUUUGAGAAAAUAUAUAAAAAAAGAAAAUCUUAAUUUUACCCCAGAUGCCCUACUUUUCACCAGCCUCCUAAAAAAAGCUUCAACUAUACAAAGAGCUUCUCAAAAGUGCUUUAAUGACUUGUUAAUCCCAGCACUUAUCGAUCAGUAUCUCACAGUAACAGAAAAAAACACCUGUUGAGUCUGAAGAGAGAAACGGGACACUGAAACAGAUCAAGGUCUUACCCAGGUCAUCCAGCGUGAAACAAAAGCAGCUGAAACCUUUUGUUUCAACGUCAGCUCGUCGAAGUUGGAAUCCAGUUCAUCUGUUAAUUCACUAAUGAGACAUUGUUCGCUUCGCGGCAAUUAUCCAGACAACAUCAGAGCGACUGCGGCGUGCAGUCAGGGACGGUUAGGAAAGAGCGAAAUCAAACCUCAUCAUGUCAUUUCGGCUGGAAUAAAGUCCUCUUCUCCCUCUCUCAUUUACUGCUGCUCUCAUUUUAGUUUAUUGUGUUUCUUCUUCUUCUUCCGACAGGUGCAAAGAGGUUACAUAACAAACUGAGCAAAGUGUUAUUACAUGCAUAAUGUAAAACGAGCAGAUAUGUUACAGGUGUCACCCUCACAUGAACCUUCACAUGAGCUACAGCCUAAUAUUGUUUAAGGCGACUGUUUUCCCUGAAGCACAAACAGGUCUGAACUCACUGAAUUAUUAAAGCUGAUAGAAGAAACGGUUUGGAUUGAAGUUGUUGUGAAUGUAAAGAUGAGGAGUUAUAAUUAUAGUCAUGAUCACAUAAAUCAUAUUAAUAUUAUCUGCGCCCUCUUUGACAGUUUGCUCAGUUUCAGGCGAUUGCAGUACUUUUCUCUGUUAUUGCAUUAUUAAAAAACUAGAUUUGUUGUUAGCAGUUUACGAGGUUACACACGGAUUUAAAAGACUGUUAUUGUUUAUAUAAGUGUGUAUUUCUCUAUCGGAUGUUGUAAUUUGACUCCUUAUGGGUUAAUAAAAGAUCACACGUUCACAAUCACUGGCGGCUAAAAUGAUUGUGUCACAGCACAUUACAGUCACUAUACCUGACAGAAUGCAGAACCCAAAACUGGAUUUGACUCGAGGCGGACAGGCCUGCAGUCUACCAAUGUCAGCCAAUAAUCAGCUCCUUGGGACACAGUGUACUGAAAUAAACUGAUUUUCUUUUACAAUGUAUUCCUUUAGUAUUAAUAAUAUUCCUUUAAAAUGCAUAAUUGUUGCUUUUUCAAAUUGUGCAGUAACUUACAAACAGUAAUAGUCGGCUAACUGUUAUUUGAUGGAAGAAAAUCUUGCUAAAGAUUUAUACUUUUGACCCAAAUACUCAUAAAUAUCUGCCUUGUACUUGAUUUCUAACUUCAGCUACUGUAACACGGUGACCAAAUGCUGCGUUCCAGUUGUACUCGGAAGUCGGAAUUUCCGAGCUCUGAGUCGGAAAUUCAUUAGGAAAGUCAGACGAUCCUCACCAACCCUGACUUGACGACAACGUCAUAAUCCAAGAUGGCAGCACAGUGCAUCAACAGUAAAGAGUAACAGUGAAAACUCUCGUAAUGUAUUAUCUAUUAGCACUUCUGUUUUGUUUUUGUGAAAUUAAAGCAGUGGUAUUUGUUUUACUGCCCAACGUCUAACUGUGAACACGAUGCUAUGGUGAUCGUAAAAGUAAAAUACUGUGUUAUGCGUCGUUUACAACUGGUGUAGCUAACAACAACUAACAUCCACUGACAAUAACUAACAAAAGCUGACAAUUGUAAACAACAGCUAACAGCGGCUAACAGUAGGCGUCCAUCUUGGUUUUCCAACUUGUUUACUGGAACGCCUUCAACUUGAGUGAAGCGUCAUUCCCAGCUCUGACAUCCGACUUUUGAGGUAACUGGAUCGCAGCGUUAUACUUUUGACCCAAAUACUCAUAAACACCUGCCUUCUACCUGACUUCUGACUUCAGUUACUGGAACACACAGUCCUUGGUGACCCAAGUCCUGUUGGAUCCCUCCAGAAAGUAGACGACUACACUCACGUCCACGUUCAGUAGCUGCAACCUGCACAGCUCAGUUCACCGCUCACCAAAGCGCGGUGAUGCACAACGUUGGCUGAAGUCUUCGCAGACAAGCAGCAGCAAAAUAAAACAACAUUUCCCUUUUAAUUGUAAGUAAAUAAGACAGAGCAAAACCUCUGUUUACAAUGAAACUGAGACCAGAAACAGAUGAACUGGUGCCACUCAGGGGGGCGUGAUAAUCCAAGAAGUUCAAGCUUUUCAACUUUUAAAGAAAGUAUCGCAAAGAAAUGAAGCGUUGACCGAUGGUAUCACAGGAGUUACUGAAAAGUUUCUCAAUGAGGUUGAAGGCUGGGUCAAAAGUCAUAAUGUUUAAUCUAAAUUCAGACUCCGUGUGACACUUGCACUCGUAGAAACUUUUGGUAAACUGACGUCUUGAAGGUAAAACAUGAACUCCUGCUGACUGAAGAAGGAGUGACUCGUCAAAUCUUAAGCCUGUUUGUCUGAGUGAUCCUGAGUCAGGUACGGAGCUGAUUAGUCGCAGAUGUGGGAAGUUUUAUUCCCUUUCAUCCCACCAGGCUGUUGUUGGAGCCAUGUUUCCUUUUGUUUGAAGUUACAGACUCAGAAAAGCAUCAAUUUGACAUCUGAGAGAUUAUCUUCUUUAACAAAUCUAACUUUGAGAAAAUCCAUGUGUUUGAUUUUAUACUGUUUUGGUGAGUGUUUCAGACAAGAGUACAAUGGUCACUGUCUUACUAGUUCUUGUUCUCCUUGUGAGCUGAAGUGUUGCUGAGUGAGCAGCAUCUCUGAGAAAUGGUUUCUUUGGCAUCAGUUGGACCUGAAACGAGAAAGAAGAGGGGAAUAAAGAGGAAGGGGAUGACACAAAUCUAAAAAGACAGAAGUGGAGGGUGAGGAUAAGGGUGAGAUGAGAUAGAGAGAGAAGGCGCUCUGAAGAAAGGGACAAUAAAAGACGAUUAGCUCUUGUGCUGACUCAGGCCGACGAGGAUACGGGGUCAUUCAUUUUACCAUAAACGUACUGGACUCCACGGCGCAGCUGGGUGAGGACAAAUCUGGUCUCAGGUGGAAAAACCAUUAAAAUGCAUACAGGAGAAUCAAAGUGGGCCAUGUUUGACUCAAAGCCAGCUUUGGGGACAGAUACACCCCCCACUGACUCCCCCACCAUGCUGAGAGUACAGACUGUGCAGUCCUUACAGGAAAUGAAUGGAAAAAACGAUCGCUGUUAAGAGGAGCUGUUGUGAUGCUGAGGAAGCAGAACGUUCAUAUUCAAGAAAUCAAUUGAACCAGACGGGAACGGCUGCACUUAUUCUGCAGAUUUGUUUACUCAUAGUUGUUAUUUUCCUUUUUGUGUAUUGUCCAAAUGUUUACUUUUUUUUGAUGCAGAAGGGAAAAAAACUGCAGCUAAAACUUUUCAGAUGAAGUUUUGAGGUGAGGUUGCCAGAGGUGGGGAAAAGUCCUUAUGUUGCAAGUCCAAGUCGAGUCUCAAGUCUUUGCUCUCAAGUCUCGAGUCAAGUCCAAGUCCUGAACUUUUUGUUUCGAGUCCCAACCAAGUCCUUACCAUUUCUUUCAAGUCAAAAACAAGUCCUAUCAAAGCCAUAAACCAUUUGUUAUAUGUAAAGAUUUACAUCAAUCAUGAGCAUUUUUCACUAUUUGCAUUUAUUAUUAAACAAGAGUUCUUGUUUGUGUUGAGUUACUUAGUGCAGCUUUAACCAAACUAUUUUACAUGCCAUACAAAAAAAUAAUCAGAAAAACUUCAAUAAUUGGAAAAUUAGACAAUGUGCACAAAAAUAAGGAAGACUCAAAUACAAUUAAACAUUAAACUGAUACUCUAAUUCACUGUUCCAAAACAAAACAAAAGAGAGACACAAGGAAACACGUGGAAACAGGCGGGCAAAAGUGUUGUCGUUAUGAGGGAGGCGAGAGUUUGAGACAGUGUUGCCAAGUUUCAUGAGAGAAAUAAGGAAACAGACCUCCUGAAACAAGCCAAAAACAAGCAUUUUUUUUGUGGGAAAUAAGCAGACUUGGCAACACAACACGGUGUUACCAACGGCCGUAAUUCCUGACUAUUAGAACGGUUUGGGCUUGCUGUAAGGUAUUAAGUGACUUGAAAAGACUUGAUUUGACUUUUCAAGUCACUGGGCUCAAGUCAAGUCAAGUCAAGUCUCAAGUCUUUAGCAAUAAAGUCCCAAGCAAGUCCAAGUCAUUUCUUGAUUUCAUCAAGCAAGUCAAAAACGGGACUCAAGUCCAAGUCGAGUCUCGAGUCGAGUCGUCAAGCCCCCACCUCUGGAGGUUGCUGAGGAUAUCAACUUUAAAGCUGCUGUGAGGAAUUUUUGCUUUGUGUCCACUUUGGCGCCCCCUAUGGACAAAGUGAUCCCUGUCAUCUGUAAAUGUGAAAGCCGUAAUCUUGGACAUUUAAAAUCAGACUCAGGAUAAAAAGUUCUGGGGUUGCUCCUUAUUGUAACCUCUAAUAAUCUGAUUACAUGCUUGGCACACGUGUAAAUGAGUUUCUCUCCGGCCUAGAGGGCAGACUGAUGAAGUCCCUCUGCUUUAUCAAGCUGGAGUGCUCCGCUAAUGAACGAAAGCCGCUCUCUCACUCCUUCUUCAUUUACCUGCAAACACACUCACACAUUUGCACACGCAGUUAUCAGCAAACACAUAAUUAACUCCAUUAUUGGUAAGGCUCUCACUCUUUCCUGACGCUCUCAACGCCGCUCGCACCCACGAACCUCGGCAUUCUCCGCGCCGCAGCGAAGGUGUCGGCCAAUCGGGCACUUUCAUUACACACUGAGGUGCGGUGAUUGUCUGUAAUCAAAUGCUCUGAACCUGAGAGACCCAGAGUUGAUGGAGGUGAAGAGCCUCUGGACCGGCACUUUAGGUCCUGUCUGCGCUGAUUAGCUCGACAGAUUUAGUCACUUCAGGGGUCAGGUUGUUGGUCAGGUUGUUGCGGCAGAAGACCUUCACCCACUGAAAGAUGCGGGUUACGAGUUCUGUUUGUGUUUGUGCGCAUACAUGUUUCAAACAGACGCUGACAGAUGACAGUUUAAUGAUGAAAAGCCAACUCAAGGUCACGACACAAACAGGUGUUUGAACGGGUUAACUAAACCUUCAUUUAUCCCACGGUGGAGAAAUUUGCAAAGCGCUUUAAGGUAAAGUUUUUAAUAUAUGAGAAAUUUCUGCUUGAUCUUGACGAGAGUUUAAGGAUUUUCACAUUAUGAGCAAGGAAAAGAGUUUCAAGAUUUUCAGAUGGUUUAUUAUCAGGCACACUGAGCACAUCAAUCAAGAUACAUUUUUAUGAUAGGGUAGAUUUAUUUUAGAUAAAGUUUUCAUUUCAUUAGAACAAUCACUACGAAUAACAUUAUAACAGUAUUUGGAAUAAACAAACUUAAAAUUCCUCCUUUUUUACCAUUUUUCCCCCAAUCUCCUGCACCUGUUUUCACAUAUCUGAGGGUUGUUUUCUGAUGAAAAAUCUCAUCUCCCAUUUUUCUUUCUUUCUCUCUUUUUUCUCUCUUUUUUCUUUCUUUCGUUCUUUCUCUCUCUUUCUCUUUCUUUCUUUAUUACCUUCUUUCCUCUUUCUUUCUUCUUCUCUAUCUUCUUUUUUAAUUUUUUAAUUUCUUUAUUUCUUUGUUUUCUUUGUUUCUUUUUUCUUUGUUCCUUUUUUGUUUUCUUUCUUUCUUUGUUUCUUUUUUCUUUGUUUUCUUUCUUUUUCUUUCUUUUUUCCUCUAUCUUUCUUCUUCUCUAUCUUCUUUUUUCAUUUCUUUCUUUCUUUCUUUUUAAAUUUUUUUCUUUCCUUCGUUCUUUCUUUUAAAUAUAUCACUCACUGUCAAAGUUUGCCGUACAUAAUGUCAUUUCAUGCUGCUUCUUUUAAAUGCUUUCCCUCACUUUGUAUCCUAACCCCAUAGUGUCGAUUGCAGUUGUCAUAAAUAAGAGUUUGAAAGUAGGACUGCGCAACACUGAGAGAAACUAAUGCGAUUUUACUCUUUUCUGAACAAACAUCGAACAUGACGUGCAAAUGUUUGGAAAGAGGCAGUCCCACAGGGUUGAGCACCUGCUGCUGCGACACGUUAUGGUGGUGCCUCUUCCAACUCUGACCAUCUAGUGUGCCCGCCGAUUAGUCAUUGUUGACGAAUAUGACCGCUGCUUCGUACAAAGUCGACACACAGCCCAAUCUUUUCUUUUAUUUUUCCAUCUACAGGAACCCAAAUUUUCCACGCAGCUUAACUUGGAUGCUUUGGUGUCAAUAUUGUCGGCUCAGCGUGGCUUUGCUUGACCAUGUCCCUUAUUUUUACUGAGGUCAAGAGUGAAUGGAUUGGCCAAGUCAUGAUGAGAGCGCCCUCUGCUGCGACUUAGAGUAUCCAGAUGUGCUGGUGUCCUGAAUUAUUAUGAGUUCACCACAGUUUGAUGUUGAACUUUUCUCCCAAACUUUGAAUAAGGAUUCAAGUUUCAGAUCAAGAGUGACAGCUCAGGACGAGGUCGUCUCAAAAUCCGUCUUACAUAAUCAAGAGUUUUCUGGGUAUCUGUGACCUUGCGUGCAUGUUUACAUUCAGAGCCACACAGACAGAGACACGGCCUGCACUGCAGUCCUCCAUGUGUUUUAAUGAGAGGCUACAUUAGAGAGGUUUCAGACAGACAGUAAUUACAUUUAUUCUGGACCACAAGGACGUGGUGACAGCAUGAUGUGUUUCAGGUCACAUGAUCGGCACCGCCUGUCCCUGUAUGUGACCGUAAUAGAAAAUGCAUCUCGUCACCGAUGGCUUUGUUUUCUCUUGCUGCUCAUAAAGAAGCAUUAGUAUUCGUUCCUAACAGAAGCCCCGGGGGAUUUGAAUUAUCUCUGUUGGAUUUCACCAAACAAAUGAGACUGUUUUCCAAUGCAAAUAUGAUGAACGCCACUUUCGGUUUGCAUUUCUUCUGCAACAAAGGAAGAUGAAGUUGACCUCUACUCUCAAACAAAACAGGAAAGAAGAUAGAGAAGUUUAGAUUUAUCCGCUGGGCUGAAAAAUGAGCUGAAAUCUUCUGUAUAUCCGAUAAAAAAACGGUGUUUAUUGAGAUUGAGAGUCCAGAGAGAGUGCGGAGAGUAGAAGGUCUUUGGGGAAAUAUGUGAAAUUGCUGUUAAAUCUGUGACUUCUAGCUGUCUUUCAAACCAAGGUUAGUGUCGUCUCUGUGCGGAUGCAGGAAAUGUACUCCGGUCUUUGUUUUAAUGUGGUUUUCAUUUUAUCUUGGAGUUAAACACAACAGAUGCUCCAAUUAAGAGAAAACCUGCUCUUCGUUUCUCCGCUCUACCUCCUAAACUCCAGAUAUUAUUGCUACUUUAAGAUACGCCACACUACUUUGUCACACACCUGCUGACCAUUUGCUCCUCCUCAGGCAUCGUCUCCCUGAUCUCCCUCGCCGUUCUGUCCUACGAGCGUUACUGCACCAUGAUGGCGACCACCAUAGCCGACGGCCGAAACUUCCGCCCAGCUCUGGGAGGAAUCUGCUUCUCCUGGCUCUACUCGAUGGCCUGGACUGUACCGCCACUGCUGGGCUGGAGCCGAUACGGGCCAGAGGGUCCCGGCACGACCUGCUCGGUGGACUGGAGGACCCAGACUGCAAACAAUAUCUCCUACAUCAUCUGCCUGUUCACCUUUUGCCUGGUCCUGCCAUUCUGUGUCAUCUUGUACUCCUACGGCAGGCUGCUGCACGCCAUCAGACAGGUGGGAAACGUUUGAAAAUAAGACUAUAAGAAGAAAGUGGGCACGAGUUAUUAAAAAAUUGCUAACCUAAUAAAAACACUGAACUGAGCUGGUCCACUGAGGGUUUCCAAGUUGUCAAGAAUAUAAGCUCGUGCAUUUUUAAAGACGUACCUCUGAAAGCUGAGAAAUGAAGUGAUCCCUUAGCCUGUGUCAAAAAACCUCCGAGUAGAUUUGGCAUCUCAUCUUUGUGGUCCGUUAAAGCUGUCAACACCAAUUUAUUCCCCUGUCAUCUGCUUUGAACUCUUUGAAAGACUGCAACUAAACAGCUACAGUGAGAUUUUUCAUAUAUGACUCAAGCCUCUGCCUAUUAUCCCAGAGUAACUCACACCUUUAUACGAGAGCAAUCGCCACCAGAGACACAGAAACAACCUUUAUUUAUUCUGAUGUUAUUGCUUAUUCGGCCUCUCUGGUGUAUUCCUAAAAGUGAAGUUCUCCCCGUAUGAACGCCUCAUUUAAGAGAAAAAAUAAGUUUUAAUGGUUGCAGAAGAGGGGAGGAUCAAAGUUUUGGAAAUAUUUUGAUGAUUCAGUUUGUUUUGCCUGCUUAGAAAUAAUGCAUGCCUUUGUUCAGGUUUGAUCUGCAGAUCUAGUCCUCCCCUCACCUGGUUUAUCCACAAAGUAGAUCCAACUUUGGGUUUCGUUUGAAAAAGUUGAGGAGAAAGCCUAAAAGAAACAGUCAGCAACAAAGUCAAAUAAAAAAGAGAAAAAUUACCUGAAUAAGAGUAGAAUUUAAUCCAGUUUAAGAUUGUUCGAUGAAGUAUUAGGGCCACAUGAACAAAAAACAUAAUUCAAGACUUUGAAAUCAAAGUAAUCAAGUCACGACAUUAAGUCAUUACUAAUGAGAAUAAUGUCAUAAUAAAGUAAUCACUUAAGAGGGUAAAGUCAGAAUAAAGUCCUCAUAUUCUAACCUGUUGUUGAAAUGAGAGCCAUGGAGCACUUUGUAAAAAUAUGCUUCAAUCAACGUUUCUCAAUCUUUUGGCACAUCAGCAUCACAUUAUCAUGAGUGUCAUAAAAGUGUUAUGACAUCUUUAUUCUCGUGAGUAAUUAUAUUAUUACGACUUCAUUCACGUAGGAAAUGAUUUUAUUACGACUUUACUCUCAUAAGUAAUAACUUUAACACAACUUUAUUCUCAUAAAUAAGUAAUGAUUUUAUUACGUUAUUCUUGUGAGUUAUAACUUUUUUUUACAACUUUAUUCUCGUAAGAAAUUACUGCGACAUUAUUCUGAUAAGUAAGCAUUUUUUUACGACUUUAUUCCUGAAAGUAAUGAUUUUUUUACAACUUUAUUCUUGCCAGUAAUGACUUUAUUCUUGUAAAUAAGUAAUGAUUUUAUUACAACUUCAUUCUCGUUAGUAAUUACUUUAAUACGACUUUAUUCGCUUAAAUAAUUAAUGAUUUUUUCAUUACUUUAUUCUUGUUAGUAAUUACUUUAUUACGACUUUUUUCUUGCUAGUAAUGACUUAAUUCCUGUAAAUAAGUAAUGAUUUUAUUACGACUUUAUUUCUGUAAGUGAUGAUUUUUUUGCAACUCUUUUCUUGCUAGUAAUGACCUUAUUCUUGUAAAUAAGUAAUGAUUUUAUUAUGACUUUAUUCUUGUAAUUACUUAAUUACGACUUUAUUCUCUUAAAUAAGUCAUCAUUUUUUCAUGACUUUAUUCUUGUAAAUAAGUAAUGAUUUUAUUACGACUUUAUUUCUGUAAAUGAUGAUUUUUUUGCAACUUUAUUCUUGCUAGUAAUGACCUUAUUCUUGUAAAUAAGUAAUGAUUUUAUUAUGACUUCAUUCUAGUAAGUAAUUACUUUAUUACGACUUUAUUUUAGUCAGUUAUUACUUUAUCCUCAAAGUCUUACAGAUUUCUCAAUGUGGCCCGAAUACUCCAUCAUCAGAUUGAGAUAAAUUACAGUUUUUCUUUUAUGUUAAACUUUGUCUAGUUACUUAACAACCUAACUUUUGCCUCUGUUCACCUCUUGUCUCCAUUUUCAUAUACGGCCAUUUUGCUUCUAUGUGCAUUCAGUUACAGUACACACUAAAGCAAAACUCAGCGCUCAGUCAGUGAUACAAACACUCUUGUCUCAGAGCUUGAAAUAAUAUGGAAACUUUGCUUCUUGACAUUUUAGAAAGUUCCCUCCGUGACAAAUUUGAUCCCUGUUUUUGAGAUCAGAAUAUCUGUUUUAUUGACAUUAAAGAUUAAUGAACCUUUUUACUUCAUGGUCAAGAUUUAAUGACCGUUCAUGAUUCUCAAUGUGAUGCAUUGAAGCCCAUGGCAUAAACCUGAAUGGGCUGUGUAAUGCGUAACUUAAAAAACAUCCUACAACUGAUCAGAUUGAAAUGCAACGAGUUAGUGACAUUAUUGAGCAUAAUAAGGACAUUCAAGAGAGGGUGAGCGUCUCUAAAAUAAGGAUGCAAGCAGUUUCACCACUUUCCUGACAACAGUGUAAGAAAACACAGAAGUAAAGUGAUACCAAAAUAAUCUCCUUCAGCGUAAAAUUGUAAAGAAAUUCGACAUUUUAUCAUUUACAUUUAGUACAUAAAAUCUAUAAAUAGUCUGGAGAAAUCUUUGUGCAAAAGGGUCAAGAAAAAAAAAUACUGGAUGGCUGUUUAUCAGCAUUCAAAACAGGCGUGACUCUGUGGUGGAAACUGCUGCAUAGGCUCAAAAUCACUUAGAGAAACACAGUCUGUCACUGCACCCGCAAAUGUAGGUUAAAGCUAAAUCAUGCAAAAAAAAAGGAAACUUUAUACUUUAUAAAGAUGUUUCAGAAAUGUUGAUGAAUUCUCUGGAUCUAAGAUUGACCAAGAGGUGGAAAACUGUCUCUUACAAAUCAAUAUUUAACAUUCUUCUUGGAAAUCGUGAUUCCUUUACCAUCGUAUUUUUCACACUAUAAGGCGCACCAUCAAGAAAGCGUCUAUUUUCAUACAUAAAACGCACCCGUUUAUAAGGCGCAAUGGAUUAUAAAGGGCAUUAAGCCAAACAAAACAACCAGAUAAGUCAAAGUUCAUUUAACUCAUUCAAUAACUCUGCGAGGCUACAGUAGCUGCAGUGCUCCGACAAGCCAAAAGGAUUUUAAGUGCACCUUCGAAAAAUACGGUAUUUCCAAUUCAAAGAUAAGGUGUAAAUGUUUUUGCAUACUACCAGACUCUUAUUAAAUCAACGUUUUACACAUUUAUCAUACUUCUUUGGUCGUGGUAGUUUUGGAUUGCUGUGAAAUAGAUACGAGAAAACAAAGCAGGUGAUAGAAAAGUUAAGGUUCUAAACAAACUUUUAAAGUAGUUGACGCUAAAGUUAAUCGUGAGGAACUGUUUUUAGAGCUGCAGAGAGACUUCAGCCACAGUCUGGUGUUAAUGACAUGAUAAAAUACGACUGUCUUCACCCCACUCUGCUGAGACCAUUGAUUAAACCUGCAGACCUUCACCCACUCCCAGUUCAUCACCGAGAACAUAAACUCUUUAUUUAGCCGUGUGUUUCUGGAAAUGUGGGAGUCUUAAUAGUCUACAAUUAAACUUAAAUUAGGCAGAUGGGAUUCAGAAGAUCGUCAUGAUGGUAUCAGACUCAGUAUCUUAAGAAUUUGACUUGUACUUUUGUGGGUUCAUGUGUGGCAUGAGUCUAAGGUCGACCUCAUUCUACCUUCAACCAUUUCCCUUUUGUGAGUUUCUUGGCAGCUACACGGAUGCAGAGUGUCUCUUAAGAAUUAGUCUUCCCCUUAACGUUUGGCUGUGCGUCACAUUUCCUCUCCUAAAUUCGUGUAGGAUGCUUAAAUGUGUUUGUUCGCGGUCACGAACCCCUCUCUCUGUAAGCUCUGGGUGUUAAGGAGUCGGUGCUGUUUGCACAAGAAUUUAAUUUGCCACACCAUUUGCUGGUUCAUGUACCAUGCCUCUGUGGGUCUCUGCGGUGCCUGUGAGCGUGCUGAACUUUUGUGUGUUGGUGGAGGGUGUUCUCAUGGUGUCAUUUCUAUCAAAUUACAAAAACACACAAAAAAAUGUCGGACUCGUUGACUUUUUCCUCGUUCAUCAAAAAAGGCCGUCAGCAGACAGGCGGGAAUCGAAGGUUGCUGACUUUGGACCUUUUCCCUUUUCUCAAUGCGUCUGUCAUGGUUAUGUUAACACUACUUUUUUCAGAUAAAAUCCUCAACUCACACCGAGCACAAACCCUAAAACAACAGAAAAAGAUCACGCUCAACCAGCCGUACAGUCUUUAUCGAUGGUGAAGCCGGUCUCCCUGCGCUGCCCUGUGGUUUGGCCUGAAAACAACACAUCAACCUUUAGAUUAAAAGCCAAAUGUCAGACAGAUCUUUGUGGUUUUAGAGGUUAAUCCCACUGACUUUGGAGACUCGCUGAUGUUUUAUUCUGCAUCACCAGCCUGUUAAUUUUUCACUUAUCCUAUGAAGCAUGGUCGUGUUUUCCGGGCGGUCUGGUCAAAGGGAAACGGCACACAACCACCAAUCACUACCGAGUCUCUCCUACUGUUCUGACCUAGUUCUUCCUGUAGCUCCAGGAUGACGUUUUUGUGUUAUUUAAUGAGUCGUAAAGAAAUCUGGAGCACACACCAUGCCCUGCUGGGAAUUAACUUUACGGCGAUCCUAUAAAUGUGCAUCCAAGGGUCCAAAUUUAGACAUGAACUUGGUUUUAUAAGCAAAUCGCUGCAUGUGUAAAAUGUGAGUCUGCCGGUUCUGCUGUUGCUGUAGGACCAGAACCUUCUGUUUGAUGCUAAUAUCAUGCCUCCUUUAGAGAGAGAGAGGUCAUGUUGUCAGUGCGUUUAACUUCAUCUUUGAAUCCAAGAGAGCCUCUAGUUUUCCUUGUUGAUUCAAGGAAUCAGCUCCUCGGUGUUGAUAUUGGAUGAUUUUCUUUGUAAGAGGAGGAUGAGCUGAUAUACUGUGGAGAGCCUCGGCUGUUUGCGCAUUGAUCAAGGCGGGUCGUGAGAAUAAAAAUCGAUGCAUCAGUGCACUGGAUGAAUCGUUACAUCUAUCACUUAUACAGAUGCAACAGCUGUGGACGUGUUUCAACAAUGGAGUUUGGAAAAUAAUCACAAAUUUCAAGAGGAAUAGGUGAGAGAGGCUUCAAACGCUUCAUGACGUGAAAGUGAGAGCUGAUGUUUUUAGAUCCGACACAUCAUCACGUCAGAGUUUGUGGUAGCUUUUCUUGCUCUGGUGGUGAGCCUGAGUUCCUCUCGGACCCCUGGUGAAAAGUCAAUACUCUCCUCCAGCCCUUCAGCUUGGAUUUGCCUCAAGCAUAAAUGAUGAGCAGAGCACAGCUAACUAAAAUAUAAUACUAGUUUGUGGCCACAGGUGAGAAAAAUACCAUCAUUUUUCUAAUGUUUGGUGCUUCACGCUCCUCCUUGGAGGUUUCUUAAAUGUAAUUUUAACCCUCAAGGUUUCAAGUCGAUACUUCAAAGUACAUCAUGUUUGACAGAUGGGACAGCCUCCACAGCGUGAAUCAUGUUCAGAUCACCUCCAGGGAAACAUCUGUUUAAAGAGCGAAAUACAGAUCUCUAAAGCACGUAAUUCAUGUGACCCGACGAGGAUUAAGACAGAAGAAUGUAAGCUGCUGACACAAGCAGCUAAAUCAGUCUAAACCCUUGUGUCCAAAAUGAUCUCCAGACAGCGACACCUGAAAUCAACCCGGGCAUCUCUCACUCUAUGCAGAUGAGACCGUCUUCUCCAUCACUGUCUGAAUUUGACCUUUAGACCAAAGAGCUUGACUCGACGUCGCACAUGUUUUCACAUCUGCUCAAAGUCGUCAUUAAACCCUUGAAGACUGAAGAGAUAGGAACAGAGCGAGAGAGAGAGAGAGAGAGAGAGAGAGAGAGAGAGUCAUUUAGCUGCUGAUGAUUUCUGUAUUCAUCACACAGAGGGACCAGAGAAAACAGAGCCAGAUGUAGUGAGAGGUCUCUCAGCCUCAUGAGUCCCGUCAGUGGCAGGUAUAUUGAUAUAUCCUCGUGGGUGUACAGGAGAGGAGAUAGCGGCAUAAACAGAGACACCGCUAAGAGAAGAAGCCGAUGAGGGAGUUAUGGUGGUGUAUCUGCCAGCAUGAGGAGCUUAAAACCACACUUUUCUCUCAGAGCUAUCGACGCUCUCAAAUGUGUCUUUAAGCCCUUAAGUUAUCCAACCUGUCAUUUAGGGUUUAAUCCAGGUGAAUGGCUUUACUGUGGUGUCUCUGAAAGAUCCCCCUGUAAUAAUAGGUUUAAAGGUUGCAGAUUAAAAAUAGAGCAACACCUGGGAGCUAGUUCAGUCAUGCAACUCAAGCUGCACUAAUUCUGCAUUUCUCAUAACCACCUGACAAACAUAACCCCUUAAUUAGAGAGUCGAGUCAAGCUGCUGUAUCUCUGGUCUCUGCUUUUUCUUUCCUGCACUCAAACUCUCAGCCCUCCACCUCUCCAGCAAUUCAAGAUAUGCUCUUAUCACUCCUCAAUUUCAGUGUGUCAAGCUCAUUUGUAAGGAGUCGCACAAACACACACACAAUAAUCUGUUCUGAUCAAUACAGUGUGAUCUGACAGACGGAACAUAAAACACUUAACGAAUGUUUGCGGCGAGAGAGAGAAAAGAAAUAACAGGAUGGAAAAAAACAGUUUUUUUUUCUUUAGACUGACAAUUCUUGCUUCAUGGCAUCUGAUCACAAUCUGUGUACUGAUAACUUGUAAUUGCUUCCUACCGUCACUGUCACAACAACCCUUUAUUUUUUUUAUCCCUAUCAACCUCAGGGGUCCACUGGCUUUCAUCAAAUAGCAUUAAAUGCCUGUGGGAGUCAUGGUCAACAGUUAGAGCUCAGUGUAGCCAAAGGUAUGUGAUAAGAAACUUUCUGCCAAGAGCUCCUUCGCUGCAUUCUUCAGGAGACAAUUUGUGAAACCUUGUGUGCUCACAUCGAGUACAAACUUAAAAUGUUUAAAAAUGACGCCAUUGAGUCUCGGUUUCAGUAACUCCGGUUACACUUAAGUUUUAACCUGGCUUACUUUAGUAGUAAGAAACAAACCAACAACAAAAAUAUCUCUAUUUACUUACAUUUGACAAAUGUUUGUUGAGCAAAAUCAAAUUAUGAUUAAAGGUGGGGUUGUCAGGAUCUGAGGAAGUGUCAGUUUUUGGGAGAAAUCUUGAAUGUAAACUCUACCCCUCCCAACCAGUUUUCCCCUCAGUUCCUCCUCAAGCCCCGCCCACAAACAGACGCUCCUGCUCGCUCGUAUCGUUUCACUUAAAUUCAGAUCUAAUGCAGAUAAAUACUUCAGAUAAUCACAAAUGGGGCCCAGUCAAGGUGAAAGUCAAAAGCAUUGGUGCUACUGUAGAUGCCAACAGACUACCAGCAAACACAAUGUUUGCAGGACUUCUACAACGAGGAUAAAGUGACAUAGUCCAGGACCCGAGGGAGGACAGUUUAGCGAUGGCGCUACAACACGCUACAGCAGGUCCGUUUGACAAGAAACACUUCUGUUACAGACACUUGUCUUACUUUGUUAAAGUGGUUUACCUGUCCAGCAGAAAGGUUACAGGGUCUGUAAGAUCCUGAAAUGUUCCCCAUUGUUUAUGUUGAAGUUGAUACGGCUUUUUAGCUCUUGUCCAGGUGGUCUACCUCCUUUUUAAGCGCCCGUUAUUCUGUCACAGUCUCUGGUAUUUACUUCGUUUUCUUGCUUGUGUUUUCUAUACUUUCUGGUUGGUUUCUUCUGUCCGGUUUUGUAGCACGCUAACUUUGUUUGGGCUCGUGAACGCUGUUCGAGGAUGUGGGGCGUGACUCACAACAAGAGGGAGCAACGUCUGCCUCAUAACCAAUCAGGUCGGGGAGGUGGAGAACAGCUUUGUUUACAGUCAGAAUGAGGGGACCACUCAAAAAUUUUAAAAUGUUGACUACACAGAUAUAACAAAACACAGUGAUAUCGUUAUAUUACCAAAUGCCAUCAAUAACUAACAGCUAUUGACUGAUAUUAAAAGCUUUUUUGUAUAAACACCACAAAAAAAAGAUGCUUCUUUAAUGGAUUCCUGCCUACCCCACCUUUAAAGUUUAAGUUAUGUGGUCAUAUGUUUACACUCAUGGAGUACCUCAGGGAUCACUUCUUAGUCCCUUAGCAUUUCUCAUGACAUGUUCGGGUACAGAGCAGUUAACCUGUCUUCAUUUCUGUGCUGAUUACUCCUAAAUUAAAGAUUAUCUCCGUCAACAUCAUUUGUAAAACUGGAGUGAAUUGUUGACACAGCAAUCAAAUUGUGUACUCAGACUGUAGUCUUUGAGACAAGCGUCUGGAUUUCAAAUUAGGGUCUUCACUGCUUGUCUCUGCCUCGUGUCGACCAUUUUCAGUCCUUCCACGUCUCCAAAGAAAGUGCUAUAAAUAAUCUGUAAAACAUAUCGACUGAUAUUUCAAAUUCACUUUGGUGUUAGCACUACUUUCUGUCCGGCUUUUCAACAUUUUGUAAGUCUCAUAUUUUCUUGUAGAGAAAUACUUCACACUGAGUUAUCAGUGCUUGUUUAGUUUGAGUUAUACGUCAAUAACACAUAUCAGGGGAUGUGGCUGCAGCUACAAAACUAAUAGCAAAUUCCACACCUCUAAACUAUUGAACAGAUAACUUUUUUUUAUUUAUCACUACUUUUUUUUUGCCUUUUAUAAAGCUGGGAAAGUUCCUUAUUGCAGACUGAAUUGCUGAAAUAGGACAGGCGAUGCCAACAACAUUUCAGUCCUUCCCUCUCACAAAUCAAAUGAGCUGCUGAGCAAAUCCAACAAAUUGUACCACUAGGCUGCAUCGGUGACUUCAAUGAAGUCUGAAAAAACUGUUUCUGAUUUAACUGAUUGAUUAAAUGAACAUCUUUGCAGAAUUGUCAGCUUGCCCGUAAACUAACAGAUAACUGUUUUUGUCUCACAUAUCAGUUUUCGUAUUUUAUGAGUGUUUUUAUUCGCCUCGAUCCGACUGUGAUUCUAAAAGCACAAAAGUGAUUCAAAUAUGAAACUCAUAGCUCCUGGCAAUCUACCGCUAGUUAUUACUCUAUCAUCUAAAUUACCAAACUGAUAAGUGAUUCAGCUCAUUAAAACAAACAUGUUGCCAGAAUAUGAAAACAAGAAGUACGCAGAUAACGAUUCAUUUAGAGCGCUGAUAUAAAUCCUAAUUAUUUUCACAGCUUUGCUGCGAUGUGACGGUUUUAUAAUCCAAUGUUGUGCAAAGAUCUCUGCCAAAAUUGUUAAUUAACCGCAACAAAAUGCAGCUUUCAGAGGAGAAAAUGCCCAAGGUGAUAGAGAUUGGCAUGAAGCGGGGGAUGUGUUUAAUUUUGCCACGCUGCCUUGAAAUGUGUGUGAGUGUUUGGUUGUGAAUGUGUGCACUGUUGUCUCUUAGCAGCAUAGGUGUAAGGUUACAGGAGAAGAGAGAUAAUCCCCUGCUUACACAGCACUCAUUUUUCUCACUUGUGGGACACACACAUGAAGUCAUUCACAGGCUUCUGCAGAAUGUGAUUAAAUCUCUAGUGUGUGAGUGUGUGCUUAUCUAUGUAUACGUGUGGGGACUAACACUAAAAAGACAACCUUUCUUUAGGGGACAUGUUGACAUUUCGAGUGACAUUUAACUCUCUUGUCCUCUCACAUGGCAGUUUCACUUUUUACAUCAUUCUGGAGACACUGAAUAACUCACAGAAUAAUGUGCUCACAAAGUGUUGAAGACAUGUAUCUGUGUGUGUGUGUGUGUGUGUUUGUGUGCAAAUGCGUGUCUGCACAGUUUUUCGAAACCUGACACACGGUGCAAUAAAGACACCAGAGGGAGAGUUACAUUUCUAUACUCAAGCAGAUUUCCCCCUUACUGUGAGUUUUACGGGGAGUGUAUCAUUUUUUUGUCAUAGUAAAGUCUUCAACAGCUCUAUGUUUAGAAUAGUUUUAGCAUUUACGCCGGUUUUAAUGAAGCUGCGCAUCCAUUUGUGUAGUUUAUCUCCGCUUGGAUGGUAUCAUUAGUUCCUUUUUUCAUAUCACAGUUAUUAGUCUAAUAGCUUACAUUCACGAUGGUGAUUACAUCUGCGUCAGUGCUUGUAAUACAGCUGCGCUGUGUUUUCUCACCUCCAUAAUAGGUCUUUUUCAGUGUCUAAUAAAGAGAGUUAAUGAGCCAAAGAGUUAACCAUCUAUUUCCUGUGAAGAAUUAUCUCCAAGCACAGCAUUUAGACCUAUAGACAUAUACAGUGUAGAUCUUUAACAUAAGAGUAGAUCUGAACAGUUGGUGUUCUGUUUGGUGGUCAGUUUUAUGCUGUUUUCAGUGGUGAUGUGAAGGACACGGUGUUUUAAAAGUUGGGAGCAGCUAAUAACUGAAGAUAAAAUUCACUUCCUGUGUGGUUGACACUUUCCCUCAUCUUGGGACCUCCUCUGCCAUCAGUGACCGUCCCUCUGGUGUACAUCAGUAUUUCUUAUAGCUGACUACAGCAACAACAUUUACUCCUGCCCGCAGAGUUAUUUCUCAGGUGGUCAUCUCUGUGAGAAAUGGAUGUGUUCAGGGAUGUAUGUGAUAGCUGCAGCUUCAAGUCUUUAAGUGGAGUUUACUGCAGGAUUUGCCAUCUGUGCAGAUGCAGCUUUCUCAUAAAACAGACCAAGCCCUUCCAUGCUUUAGUGUUGCUUCAGGCUCUGGGUACGUCAGUCUUAUCCCGCCCCACCAAAAUCUGACUUCACACAUUACCAGAUGUCCUCAGGAGCUACUAAUCUCAUGUCAGCAAUGCUUAUGACGACAGUUUUUACAUGUAAACCAAAGCUACAUGCAAACUGACGGAUGUGCAAACAUCUUUUUGGAGUUUUUGUCUGGUAAAUGCUUCUCCUUCUUCAACUUUUGAUACUUUCAUUCUCCCUUUCACAUGUCGUCACUCUUUGUAUUUUUCAUCUUGCAUGUGGAAUUUAACCAAAUAUUUUCUGUUGCAUCCCUGCAUUAACUUAGACUGGAUUUAACGCUAAUUAAGUGGGAGCUGGCAGGAACAAGUCUUUUAAAAAAAGAAACCGGUAAAACUGUAUAUAAAGAAAAAUGCUCCGUAUAAAUGUGUUUAAAAACCUUAUUUUGGGCAACAAUCAAGACCUCUAUUUAAUCUUUAUUGAGUUGUAAGUAAAUCUCAGCUGACCAGUGCGUGAUUAAGUUAACGUAGUCCAGGAUUUUGGAUAAUUUUUAAGUCUCUGGGAGAUUAAAAGAGAAUAAUUUCUACUAAGGACAGCAAGUAAAGGGGGAAAAAUAGGGGCCCAGAAUAGAUCCCUGUGGAACAUCAGGAGAAUGCAAACAGCUUAAAGUAUUAAAGAAACAUUACAAUUCACACUUGCAGUUUAUUUUAGUAAAUUUUAGGGGUAGAUCAGUCAUUGAUUACCAGGGUUGAUUUACAACAUUUGGCUGAUUUAUUAUAUCAGCCUGAGCUUAUAAAGUUGUCAAUUCAAAAAUGUUGCUUCUUUGGCUCGACUGUCAGUGUGUCUUGCCUUCUGGGUCUCCAUUAAUACCUGGACCACAUUAUUAUUAGAUUGGCUCGAUGUGUAUGCAAGUGUAACAAAAUAACUAUUAACUCCUGUAUGAUGUUUGAAGUUUUAGUUUCGUUUAAACAUUUGCUGAAGGCAUUAAGGAAAUGUUUACACCAAAGUUUGAAUUUUGGCAGGAAGUUGUUUUCAUUUUAAUAUCAGUGCAUGUUGGUUCCAAAUACCGAUAAUUGAUCACAUGAAAUACUAAUAAUGGGCCCUGCAAAACCAAUAUCAAUUGAUCCCCAGUAAAUUUGCAAAUAAGUAGUUGUUAGGCAAGAGAUGUUGCAAGUCUGGAUCUGUUUCUAACUCUAAAUGUUUAAAUAAUAAAUAAGUAACACACUCCGUUUCCAAACUUUGGUGUGUGCAUGUGUGUGUUGUCUACACAUGUCCAACACUGGCUGCACGGGUUGUUGCUUUCCCUAACACCUCUCCUCCUUGUUAGCACACGGUGAUGGAGCAUGUCCUUGAUCUUGUGACAGUGUCUGGUCCAUUAUUGACGUGACACUGUCACAUGUCGUAACAUAUUACAGUUUUGCCCACAUCAUCUGCGCUCUGCCAACAGGAAUGAGUCCAGGCCGUCAGUGCUGAGGUGUGAAAUUUCUUUUCUCUCUCCCUGACAUGCUGUCCGGCUGACAUAGCACCUGUAUCUGGGAAUGAGGGGGUUUAGUUUGCUCACAGUGAUACAUACAGAGUGGUUUAAGUCUGCAGAUAAUUGGUUCAAAUGUGGAAAGCUCUGAGAUCGAAAAAGUCUGUUCUGUAAGACAGUCAGGACAUUUUUUAAUAGGUUUACUACUACUCUCAUUUCAGAUCCUAAACUGCUGAAACCAGUUUUGUAAUUAAGGGUUUAACAUUUACUCUGGCUGAUUAAGAGGGCUGAGUGGUAAACAAGCAGCUCCAUCAGACACAUCUGUAAACACAAAGCAGGGAGCACAUUUGAGAUUUGAGAGAUUAGUUUCAAACGUCUCUCUCGAAAUGCCCCUCGAAAACAGCAGCUCGGUGCAAACUUCAGUGCCCCUGCUCGCUUUUAAAAAGUUGAUUUUUCCAGCAGCUGCUACGCUUAGAAGCUGUACACCCAACAUCUGUUUAUAUGACAUCAAACUUAAGAUAGUACUCAAGAAAAGUUUGGUACGACUCAAUUUCACACCCCAUCUGCCAUUAUCUGAUGAUGACUAAGUGAUCUCUGAGUUUGAGAUAGUCGGCAGCUGGAAAUAAAAAACAUUCAACCAUUCAUUCCCAAAAAAGCCUUUUCCUCUGUGUUGCUGUUAGAUUAGAAACUUAAGAAGCAAGAAUGGAGUUAGGUAUUUUAGGAGUUAGAAGAUUAACUGUAAAAGGAUGUACAAUGAUAACCUGUUAGGAUGCGAAUGCUCUAUCGUAAAAGCCCUGUCUGGAUUAGCUUAAAUAAAUAUUUACUUUGAGGCCAGUGGGACAAAUGUAAGGAAGUUUUAUUGAAUUCUGGGUUUUAACACUUAGAUUUCGACAAGUCUUUUUCCAAGCACUGGGCAGAUUAUUGUGAUUUGCCUGACCUAAAUUUAGUGGGAUAGAAAUCUGCCUAAUCGUGAGGGACUUGAUGCAUCUGCCAGAACAAAUAAGGCAUCAUCUCGCUGAUUCAUCUGGUUUUAAGGCUCAGAAACUAAUUCACAUUAAUGUUAAGUACCAUUUGUAGGAAAGCCAGCAUCAGUAGUUUGAAGAAAUAUCACCAACAGUGGGUGGUAGGCAAAUAAAUCAACAACGUAGGAGAGUUGAAGUCCAUAUCCAAUCCAAGCAUUGUUAGGAUUCUCUGUAUAAUGUCAAUAAAACUGGAUUUUGAUGCUCUCCAAAUAUUGUAAACCCACAUAACUAAAAAUAGUGCAAAGACAUUUCAAAACUAGCUCUGACUUUUCUUGUUUUUGAAAAGUGUAAGCUCAUUUUUAUAAUUGAAAUCAGCAACAAAAAGGUUUUUAAAAAGUUGGAACAGAAAAAGUUGUGCAACCCGGGAUUUCCACCGCAUCCUGAACGGCUGCAAUUUCCACCGUCCGCCAAUUCCUGACGGAUCCACUUGUGAGGUGAAUUUCAUGGCGGGUUACAGACACCGCAAGGACUCAAAAGAAUCCGCGGAUUCACGUGCAAUUGUGCGAUUAUGAGUGUUCAUCCCUGCCCCUUUGCAUGGUGUGAAAGAUGAUCUGCCUGAAACAGGGAGUGUUUUAUUUUGAAAAGAAACAGGAUGUUUUAUUUUGUGUCUGUGCCCGACUUCCUUUCCAGCACGGGUUAAUCUGUGCUGAAUUUAUGCUCCUGUGUCCGGAAAAAAACUAACUCUUGCGAUCAGCUGCAGAGUCCGGCGAUCCGCAGCGAAACGGAAAGAAACUGGUGAAAAUUGACACAUUUACUUGGAUGGUUACAAUCAGCUAUGAUUGGCGGAUACGGCCUUUUUGUAGCCGUUCUGGAUGCAGUGGAAAUUGGGGGUAAUGCUAAAAAAACCUGGAGGAACAUCCUGCAGCUUAUUAGGUUUAUUUAUAACAGACUGAUAAUUUGAGGGGGUAUAAAAAUAUCACUCAGAGUGGGUGAAUCUCUCGGUCUCAGUUGCAAAGUAUGGAGGAGUUUUAGCAAUCUGUGAGAGACUGCGUGAGAAGAGUGUCGAUCAGUUCCAGGAUAAUUGUCGAGAAUUUGGAUCUUUCAUUGUCUAGAGUUCAUGAAAUUAAAGCUUUAGAGAAUCUGGAGAGACCACUAAACAAAACAGAAAAGGCCAAAAACCAAUACUGGAUGGUCAAUACUUCAUUUGGACUUCACUGUAUCAUAAAGAAACAUGAUUCUUUAGUGGAAAUCUCUGCAUCGGCUCAAACUCACUCCCAAAAAUCCAUCAUCUGUAAAUAAAGUUUGUCGCUGUAAGAUGGGACAACAUUGUACUUUAAACCUUGGUUUAAAAAACAGAAAAUUCCGUUUCUUUCAUAGUUUCCUACUGCGUCACAACUCUUUUUUUGUACCAGGGUUGUAUUUCUUGUUCAAGAUGAACAGAAUAUUUGUGUGUCUCUCUCAGAGACAACCUUUGCAGUGACACAGCACCACGUUUUGUCUAAAAAAUGAGCAACCUUGUGGGGAAAUCAACAGAUAGUUGUGACAGUCAACACUUUCCUCAGAGAGGAGCUGGCAGCAGUGGCGCUGAAUGUGUCUGGUCUUGUAAGACCAAGUUUGACACUAACUCAUGAGUAUUAUUGACCUUUCCCAAAACCAAUCUGAACUUUUUUAAUUGCUCUCUCAUCAUGUUUUAGAUGUUUAAGAGUCUUAAUAAGGUGUUGAUGUUGGUUGAAGAGGAGCUGAUCCUCAGCGUUAAAACGCCUCUGUGGCGCGUGAAGCUUCCAGAGAUGAAAAUGUAAUUCAGUUCUGGGGAUAUUGUCGAGAUUUAUCUGUCGAUCUAUCGACUGUGUCCCUGUCAGCUUAGAUAAGGGUUAUAACCAGCUCCUGUUUCCAGCUGAAGUACAUAUUGGCAACCUCACUGUUUCUGAGACUCUGAGCCAUUUUUAUCAAAUCAGCUGUGCUGCGGCGUAACACCCAGGAGCGAGCGCCGCUGCUCAGACUGUUUCAUAAUCCAGGUUUUUCAGGUUGGACUUGCAGGAGAGGAAAACAUGGUAACAAGAAAGAACAGCGGGGAUUUGGGGGGGUGGGGUUGGGGGGCAGGUUUGAUUGAAGUAGAGCUGGUGUUGAAUUUGCUGCAUCGCCCACAGUGUCUCCCUUGGAGGCCGCCAUGAUUGAAGAAAGAGAAGAAGAAAAAGGCAGGAGGAGAAAUCCCCACAGCGUGAGGCUCCACAGCGAGAGACCUCUGCCUGUGACUUUGUUUCUUGAAGACCAGCUUUGUUUCCUUAAAUGAGGGGGGGCUUUGUUGAUUUGUUUUAGGGUAUGGCUCAGCACCGUUUUUCCAGUUACAUCUCAAACUGUUCCUGUGAUUACCGGUAGAUUCAAAAGUCAUGAUGUCUUUAUUUCAUCGUACUUCAAGGGCUGUUUUCAAACUGGUGUCUAAACCUGGUUUUAACUACAGUCCUACCUUUGCUCUAGGAGUCAUUUACCAACCUUUGAACAAAAACAGACAGACAGAAAAAAAAGCAACAUCAGAUUUGUGGAAAUAGAAGUAUUCAGACCAUCGGAUUGAUCAUUAGAGUCUUGGUCCAUCGACGGCACCCUUGACUUAUCCAUGUGCUCGUGUCUCUUUUAGUAUUUUCAUAGUUCAAUCCUGGAAAAGCAACUUCCGUAGCAACCUCACUUCACCUUCAACAACCAAUCAGAGUCAAAAAGGGGAGGGACUUCCUAAUUUGACUUUGUGAACAAUUGUGGUAGAACUCUGAAGCGAGCAUCCAAACUUCAUAAUUCUAGGAUACGACAGUAUGUUUCAUAUCUGGGUAACUAAGUACUGUAAAGUUUACAUUGGGGGAACCCACUGAGCAUUUUUUGGUCUAAAAGAGGUCUAAUAGAGGUCUAAAUGUAGCCUAGACUACUGGUCUAAAAUCAGGCUACCACAGGUCUAAAAAUGAAAGUUUUUUAGACGUCUAAAUUUAGACCAAGAUUAGACUAGCCGGCUAACAGAGGUCUAACUGUAUAUUGUUCAACGGCUCCCAUAAUUAUUUUGGUUAAGUACUUGGAGAUCAGUUAUCCAACUCACAGUUACUUUUUAAAUAAAUAAUUAUCAAAUAAUGGAUUAAAGUGCAACGUCUGAAUUCCGUCUAAAAAUAUACAGAAUCUAGAUGGUUAAAAUUAGGUUAAAAAAAAAACUAGAUGUCUAAUAGUUAUCUAUUGCUCAGUGGGAACUGCCAGCACUAAAACAGAAAAGCUGUCAGUGGACACAGGCCCUUAGUUAUGAUCUUAACUAAUAAGGUUACAUCUACAGGAAGGAGCCCGAGCUUUGUUAAAGUGUCUGUUUAUUAGUUUGAUUAAAGCCAUAGUUAUAAAUAGAUCUCAUCCUCUGAUAGGUUUUUCCUUAUAACCAUAUUUUUGUCUUGUGCAGUCAUUGUGGUUUGAGCUUAUUAAAUGCUAAAAGUAUUUAAUAAACUCAGUCAUGAGGCAAUAUAGGAAAUUAUUGAACACGAGGAGCCUCUGGAAGGACCUAAAGAUUUGCAAACUUGUCAAACUGUCUCUGUAUUUUUGUGUUUUAGUUUAAAAAUAGCGGAGAGGCUGAGAUAACUCAUUCUUUGAUAACAAGCCAUAUGACCACCCAGAGUUAGAGGAGUCUUUAACGAGUAGAGGGGCUUUGGGAUUUGGAGAUAAUUUGUAGUUUCCAAGAGAGAAAACACACACAUGCAAGAGUGUGAACAGCCAGUGGCCACAGCCAAAGUUUUAUCAGUUUGACCCAUAUAUUUGUGAGAGAUUUAAAAAUAAGCUCCACUCGGAGGAUAUUUUUGUGCUCUUGGUUAUACUGUUGCUAUGUUGUCAGUGGGAUUAGGUGAAAGCUACUGAGGAAGUGAAGCAUAAGCCAAAGAAGCUACAACAGCAAUGCACAGCUGAGAUGAUUACGCAGCAGCAGACAAAACCAUAUUUCAGCAUAAUUCAGGAGCGCGUUGGGAGAGUAUCCAGGAGCAUGAAGUGGUUGAUUUUUGCAGAUCUGCAUAUCGUCGAGGGCUGGAGUAUUUGCAGAGCAGAUGUCUUCACAGUCUGAGUGCCCUCCUUGUAGAUAAAUAAACCAGUAACUACAGUCUGUAUCCGUGCAGACAGACUUCUAAAAUUGAUCUAGACUCCACCUACAGUCAUUUUCUACUUUACCUACCGACACUGAGUGAGCAGAUGAAAAGGACAGAUGAUGAAGCCUCCGCUUUCUUGGGUUGAGUUAACAGUAUUACUGUUGGAUCCCGUACAAUUGGAUUAUUUGGAGCUGGUUUCUAUUAGAUGCUGUGAUUUUAAGCAGUCCCACUUUGGCGUUUAGUUUUUGCAGGCACAUAGAUAUAAAGAGGUAUAAAAUCUAAUGAUGCACAGGCCAGAAAAAGACAUGCCGGGAAAAAAAAAAGAUAUAAAAUAAUGUAGAAAAAAUCCAAUAAUUUAGAACCUAAAAGAACAAGGGUUUGGUUUAUAGCAAAGGCUAAAUCACUUGGAAAAGUAAGUUAACGAAAACACUCUUGCAUUAAACGUAUCAAAGUUUUAGAUUUGAGACGAGGUAAGUGUAUUAAUUAAGCAUUAUUCUAAGUGUUUCAUAAAAAUGAAUAUUCAAAAACAUUAAAACUGACAAGUAAAAAUGUAAAAAAAAAAAAGGUGAUAUUUUUGGUAAACAGACUGAAUAGUGCUGGUCUGAUAGAUUUGGAGCAAAAAUCGGAGGGUCCAUAUUUCCAAAAAUACUGUCAGACUUUAUGACAGUUUUCCACUUUAUUUCAGUCUUUCUUAAACAGAUACAAUGACGUUUUUGAAUACACUAACAUAGUAUGUGCACGGACAACAGAUUUGGGAUUUUGAACCCAUGCAGUGAUUUUCACUACAGAGUCAUGUCUGUUUUUAAUGCGGUGCUGCUUGUGGACCUGAAUAUCUAAGCCACCCAGUAUUAGUGAUUUCUCCUGACGCUCUGGAUCUUUUAAUGAUGUUAUAUAGAGAAGAUAAUGAAUUUUUUGCAGUUUUAAGAUCUCUUAAAUGCUCUCUAAAACCCAAUUAUGGUCCCAAAUUGAUCGUCAGUUUUUAAUUCUUACCUGUGUAAUUAUUUCACACCUGUCCAAUGCUCCUGUCUCAGGUUCGCAGUGGGAGUUCGGUGGUGACUCGGCGCCGAGAGCAGCGGGUGUUGCUGAUGGUCGUCACCAUGGUGGUGUGCUACCUGCUCUGCUGGCUUCCUUACGGCGUGGUGGCCUUGCUCGCAACCUUUGGCCCCCGUGACUAUUUGACCCCAGAGGCGACCAUUACGCCGUCUCUUCUGGCCAAGUUUUCCACUGUCAUCAACCCCUUUAUCUACAUUUUCAUGAACAAACAGGUGAGCGUGUUCUUUGUCAGUGACUUGUAGACGCUCUGUACGAAAUACAUCCUGAUCUGUUCACUGUUUCUUCUCUCAGCGAUGCAGCUGGAUAUUUCAGACAUGUUUGAUUUUUUCCUGUGGAUCUAAAACUACUGACAUUACUUAUGUGUGUAGGAGGAAUAAAACUAGAAUCGCUGUUCAAACAUGAUGACUAAACCCCUCGAACAGGAGAACUGUGAGUGUGCAGAUUUCAGCAAAGGUCUAUCAGACGGUUCUGAGGACUCUGACUAUACAAUAGAAGACUACUGUAUACUAUAUUUAUUUAUUGCUCUAUAUAUAUUUGAAAAAAAAUCUCAUUUGAAGCUUUGAACUAUCCAGAAGAUUCUGUCUUAGAAAUGUUCACCAGGCAGGUGUCUUGACUAGUCAUGUUUUAACAGAUUUUAGUGUAAGCAGAGAGAAAAGUUUGUCCUGUAAACAACCCACUGAGCAUUUUUGGUGUAAAAGAAGUCUGAUAGACAUCUAAAUGUAGCCUAGAUGACUGGUCUAAAAUCAGGCAACUACACGUCUUGAAAUGAAAGACUUUUAGACGUCUGAAUUUAGACCAAGUUUAGACUAAAUCUAAAUCUGGGCUAUAUCUAUACUACACUGUAUAUUGCUGAACAGCUAUCACAUUUUUUUUAUUUUUUAUUAAUAGUUAUCAAAUAAUGGGUUAAAGUGCAACGUCUAAAUUCCAUCUAGAAAUGUACAGAAUCUAGACGGUUGAAGUUAGGUCUAAAAAAAAGAAAUUGACGUCUAAUAGCCGUCUACUGCUCAGUGGGGAAUGUCGACAGAAACUAGUAAAAUGUACUGACAUCCUGACUCCUAUCACAUAUUGCAGAGCACCUGACAGUUAUUGAUUUACUUCAUAAACGAAUAUCUGAACCACAGUGCAGCUCACUAUUCGAUUAAGAUCCAAAAUUUCAAUUUGGGUGACCUGGUCUUGAAUCCAGUCAGUGUUUGGCUUUCUUAUCAGAGAGUUUUGUUAUUUUUUUUAAAUUUAUUUUGGUUGGUUUGAAGUUGAUCUUGCUGCAGAUGCUACACAAAAUUCGUUUAGUAACAGGUGAUGCCAUGUUGGAUGUCUGGGUGCAGAACUCGCCAUCCCUUUUAAUUGAUUUCUUCUUCUAAACAGUAGACCCCAUAAAGCUUGAAUUUGUACUUUUUAUGAGUUUACAUCAUGAAACUGCAAAUGAAACAAAGUUAAAACCCAUCAGUUGGAAGUCUGGGCCUGAGAGAAGCAGAUAUGUCCAGCACAUAUGGCAGAACUAUGACAACUUGAAUGUAUAACCUCCUAUUUACAGUGUAACUGAGACUCACCGGAAACAGAAACUGACCUGACCUCCUCCAAAGGAUGCAAUAAAUAAAGAAAUUACACUUUUGAUCCAAACACAAAAAAAAAUCUGUCUCAGAAAUCAAAGUGAAGACGACGGGUCCUGAUCUGUCGUACUCUGUAUUUACUCAGUUGUUCAGAGUGAUCUUCUCCUCUGAACCAGGACUGAAAAACAUCUUCAAAUGUUGGUGGAAAUAGUUUUUAUGUGUGGGCUGUAGAGUUGACAGGUUCGGGUCCAGUCUCUUGUUAGGGAAAAAAACUCAGUUUGUUGCAUUUCCAGCCUGGAGAACAUUUCAUUGAGCCAUUUUUUGUCUUUAGGCACAUUUAUUUUUAGAAAGCAGCCUCUCAUCUUCAGUCGGCACUGACCUUUUCUUUAUCCAGUUGGAAUGAAAGCUACAAGCGGCAGAGUCUGAAUCAAUAUCGGCUUUUUUUUUGCCAAGUAGGUUUUCACAUAAGAGGAAACAGCUUCGGUGUUUGUUGUGUAAUGGUCACAACAAACAUGGUGAGAGACUGAGGGAAAAGGACCUGCAAAAGUCAAGCAUCUAUCCUGCAAAACAAACAAAAAUUUAUUUAAACAAAAGCAGAAAAAAAAAAACUGUUGGUAGAAAUUAAAGAUCCCUGCAGGCUUUUAAUCAAAUAGAGUCUGAAAUGUGCAAAAACACUAUCGUACAAUGAUAAAUCAGCUGUUUAUUAAUGUUAAUUCAAUAAGCGACGUACCUGGAGGCCAUUCUGAGAGUAAAGUGUUGGUAAUGAAUGUGAAUCCUGCAGGCUAAUGUCUGGAUUUUGCAAAAACUAUUUGUCAGAAAAGGUAACAAAUAGUUUCAUCACUGUUCAGGUGUUUGCGGUUCAACAAAUUCAACAUUUUUAAUCAAAAAGCUGUUCAGUUUAUGCUCCAAAGUCAAUCAUUUGGUCUGUUUAGGUUUCAGUUUGUCUUAUUUGUAUUGUUCAACCAUUUUUUUAAGGAUAAUCUUAAUUUAAAACCCUGUAUUUUGCAGAGGAUAGGAGUCGAGGAUAACACACACCAAAUCUGUGGCCUCUCCACUGAAACAGCUGAACGUCUCUCAGCUCAGAUCAAUGUAAGAGAACAUUUGGGAGCAUGAGGGAGUCAUAGCUCCUGCUGAGAUGGGAGGUGGAUUGACCGUUGUGUCUUGAGAUUCACACCCACAGGGUAUCAUUUAGGUGAAACUAGACCUUGGAGUUCAUCCGCUGGCUUCUGAUUUACACCUUCAGUUUCCUACAUGCAGCUAAAAGCACAUGCAAACAUAUGUAGGCUUUCACAUACAUGCACAGAUAAAAGACUGAAGUGCUACAUCCUUAACAGCUUAAACAGCACAACACCUGCCCCCUCACUCUUUGUGUAAACAAAGUGUGAUGUGCAGAAUAAUCAGAGAAGACUUUGCUCCUCUCGUGACUGAUUGGUGUUUCUCUGGUUUCACCUCUUUAUCUACCCGUCAGCCGUUUCAGCUCAUUCCUGCACUCACGCAGAAACUGCCAUGUGGUGGAUUCUGGCACAAAACAAACUGAUUCCACUGACUGAAAUAUCAAGCAGAUGCACUUUCAGAGUAAUUACACUCUUAUCAAAUGACUACAAUCUGGUGGAGGUGGGACCAGUGUACAGGAAGUUAUACAGCAAAAUCCCAGAGCAUGAAAACUGUAGGGUGUGCUAGCGAGUCUUUUUUUUUUUUCAUGUAUUUUGGGCCAUGGCAAAAUAUGUGAAUUUUAGCUUGGCCAGACCUGCCUGCCAAAUUUCACAAGUUUUUGAGCCAGUCUAGGGGGUUUUUAAGUUGAAAAACUUUCAAUAAUAAUAAUAAUAAUAAUAAUGAUAACUUCAAUAGGGCUCUUGCUUGCUGCUUGCUGCUUGCAGUGUUGGCUUGGGCCCUAAGAAUGUCAAAAUCUUAGUAUAAGGGUAACGUGAAGGGUUUGGGUUUUUUUUUAAGUAUUUUAAAAAUUUCAAAUUUUAGUGUGAAUAAUAAUUUCAUAUUUUAGUUUGGAAAAAAAAUACUGUAGUAUAGUCUGAUAUGAUAUAAGGUUCCACUUUGACAUGGAUGGUACUGUGGUGUAAUGGUAAGCACUGUUGCCUCACAACCAGAAGGAACUGGGUUUGAAUCUCACCCAGAAUCUAUUGUGUUGUGUUUAAAAUUUAGUAUGAAAAAAAACAAAGAUAGUAUAGUAUGAUAAAAAAUGUCAUUGUAUAGUAUGACAAAAAUGUCAUAUUUUGAUGUGAAAUGUGAAAUCUGAAUUUUUUUUCACCCUCAAAUCUGAAAUUUUGGUCAUAGUAUACUAUGAUGUUUUUUUCGGACUAAAAAAUAUAUAUAUAUAUUUUUUAAUGCUAAAAUAUGACAUUUUUAACACCCUAUACUAUGGCAUUUUGAUCAGACCAUACUAUGGCAUGUUUUUUUAUCCUAAAAUCAGAAUUUUUUUUUCACCCUAAAAUCUGAAAUUUUGCUCAUAGUAUACUAUGAUGUUUUUUCGUACUAAAGUAUAAGUUUUAUUUUUUGCACGAAAAUAAGGCCUUUUUCAAACAUCCUAUUCUAUGGCAUUUUGAUCAGACAAUACUAUGGCAUGUUAUUUCACCCUAAAAUCCCCCCAAAAAAUUUCACCCAAAAAUCUGAAAUUUUGGUCAUAGUAUACUAUGAUGUUUUUUUUUCAGGCCUAAAAAAAUAUAUAUAUAUUUUUUUUAAUGUAAGAAAAGUUCACAGUUUAAUGUUUUUCAAUGUCAUAGUAUAGUGUGGUAUAAUAUAAGCUUCACCAGUGACAGGAUGGUACUAUGGUGUAAUGGUUAGCAAGUAUGAAAAAAAUACCACAGUAUAGUAUGAUAAAUGUCAUUGUAUAGUAUGACUAAAAUGUCAUAUUUAAGUGUGAAAAAAGGCGUAGUAUAGUAUGAUAGAAAUAUUAUAGUAUGUUUGAAACUUCAUAUUUAAAUGUGAAAUAAAGAUUAUAUUUUAGGAUGAAACAAAUGUCUUUUGAUAAAAAUUUCAUAGUAUAGUAUGAAAAAAAUGUCAUAUUUUGAUGUGAAAUGUGAAAUCUAAUUUUUUUUCUUUUUUUUUUUUUUUUUACCCUCAAAUCUGAAAUUUUGGUCAUAGUAUACUAUGAUGUUUUUUUUUUCGGCCUAUAAUAUAUAUAUUUUUUUCUGCUCAAAUGUGACAUUUUUAACAUCCUAUACUAUGGCAUUUUGAUCAGACAAUACUAUGGCAUGUUAUUUCAUCCUAAAAUCCCCCCCAAAAAUUUCACCCUAAAAUCUGAAAUUUUGGUCAUAGUAUACUAUGAUGUUUUUUAUCGGACUAAAAUAUGAUAUAUUUUUUUAAUGCUAAAAUAUGACAUUUUUAACACCCUAUACUAUGGCAUUUAAAUCAGACCAUACUUUGGCAUGUUAUUUCAUCCCAAAAUCCCCCAAAAAAUGUUCAUCCUAAAAUCUGAAAUUUUGGUCAUAGUAUACUAUGAUGUUUUUUAUUGGACUAAAAUAUGAUAUAUUUUUUUUUUAUGCUAAAAUAUGACAUUUUUAACAUCCUAUACUAUGGCAUUUUGAUCAGUCCAUACUAUGGCAUGUUAUUACAUCCUAAAAUCAGAAAUUUUUUUUCACCCUAAAAUUUGAAAUUUUGGUCAUAGUAUACUAUGAUGGGUUUUUUUUUCGGCCUAUAAUAUAUAUAUUUUUUUCUGCUCAAAUGUGACAUUUUUAACAUCCUAUACCAAGGCAUUUUGAUCAGACAAUACUAUGGCAUGUUAUUUCAUCCUAAAAUCCAAAAAAAAAAUUUCAUCCUAAAAUCUGAAAUUUUGGUCAUAGUAUACUAUGAUGUUUUUUAUCGGACUAAAAUAUGAUAUAUUUUUUUAAUGCUAAAAUAUGACAUUUUUAACACCCUAUACUAUGGCAUUUAAAUCAGACCAUACUUUGGCAUGUUAUUUCAUCCCAAAAUCCCCCAAAAAAUGUUCAUCCUAAAAUCUGAAAUUUUGGUCAUAGUAUACUAUGAUGUUUUUUAUUGGACUAAAAUAUGAUAUAUUUUUUUUUUAUGCUAAAAUAUGACAUUUUUAACAUCCUAUACUAUGGCAUUUUGAUCAGUCCAUACUAUGGCAUGUUAUUACAUCCUAAAAUCAGAAAUUUUUUUUCACCCUAAAAUUUGAAAUUUUGGUCAUAGUAUACUAUGAUGGGUUUUUUUUUCGGCCUAAAAUAUACAUAUUUUUUUCUGCUCAAAUAUGACCUUUUUAAACAUCCUAUACUAUGGCAUUUUGAUCAGACAAUACUAUGGCAUGCUAUUUCAUCCUAAAAUCCAAAAAAAAAAAUUCAUCCUAAAAUCUGAAAUUUUGGUCAUAGUAUACUAUGAUGUUUUUUAUCGGACUAAAAUAUGAUUAUUAUUUUUUUUAAUGCUAAAAUAUGACAUUUUUAACACCCUAUACUAUGGCAUUUUGAUCAGACCAUACUAUGGCAUGUUUUUUUAUCCUAAAAUCUGAAAUUUUUUUUCACCCUAAAAUUUGAAAUUUUGGUCAUAGUAUACUAUGUCGUUUUUUUUCAUACUAAAGUAUAAGUUUUAUUUUUUUGCGCGAAAAUAAGGCCUUUUUAAACAUCCUAUACUAUGGCAUUUUGAUCAGACAAUACAAUGGCAUGUUAUUUCAUCCUAAAAUCCCCCCAAAAAAUAUCACCCAAAAAUCUGAAAUUUUGGUCAUAGUAUACUAUGAUGUUUUUUUUUUUUUUCGGCCUAUAAAUGAUUUUUUUUUAAAUAAAAAAAAAUGUUUACAUUUUAAUGUUUUUCAAUGUCAUAGUAUAGUGUGGUAUAAUAUAAGCUUCACCAGUGACAGGAUGGUACUAUGGUGUAAUGGUUAGCACCGCUGCCUCACAACCCAAAGGUACAGGGUUCGAAUCCUGGUCAGGGAUAGUCUGAUAGAGGUGAAGUGUGCAAACACAGUAUACUAGUCCAAAACAAGUGUCGGGGUCCAGUUUGAUGAAAUAUACAACUGAAGUAUGAAAAAGAAUAGUAUGAUAAAUGUCAUUGUAUCUAGUAUAAAUAAAAUUUCAUAUUUAAGUGUGAAAAAAGGCAUAGUAUAGUAUGAUAAAAAUGUCAUAGUAUUGUAUGACAAAAAUUUCAUAUUUUGGAGUAAAAUAAAGAUUCAUUUUUUAGCAUGAAGAGAAGUCAUAGAAGUCAAUUUGAUCGUAUAGCAUAUUAAAUAUUUCAUUUUUCAGUGUGAAAUAAAAUUUCUUUUUUAGUUUAAAAAAAAGUUCAGGGUAGCUUUUUAAAAAUGUCAUAUUGUAUUUAGAAAAUAAAAUUUCAUAUUUUAGUAUGAAAAAAGUCAUAGUAUAGUAUGAUAAAAAUGUCAUCGUACAGUAUAUUAAAAGUUUCAAAUUUUAGCGUGAAAUAAAAUUUAAAUUUUAAGUUUGAAAAAAAAUCAUAAUAUAGUAUGAUAAAAUGUCAUUGUGAAGAAUGAUAAAAAUGUCAUAUUCUAGUGUAAAAAUUAUUUUCAUAUUUUAAUUUGAAAAAAGUCAUAGUAUAGUAUGAUAAAAAUGUCACACUGUAGUAGGUUAAAAAAAUUCAUAUGUAAGCGUGAAAAAAAAAAUAUUUUAGUAUGAAAAAAAUGUCAUAGUAUAGUAUGAUAACAUUCAAAUUAUAGUGUGAAACAAAUCGUAUUUUAGAAUGAAAAGAAUCAUGUUUUACUGUGAAAAAAAAGUUAUAGUAUAGUAUAAGAACAAAAAAGUCAUAGUAAUGUAUGAUAAAAAUGUUAUAGUAGCUAUAGCCUGAUAAAACUAUCAUAAUAUUGUAUGUUUAAAUAUCAGUAUAGUUUAAUGAAAAUAUCACACUUUAGCAUGAUAAACAUGUCAUAUUAUAGUUUGAAAAAGGUUAGAAGAAAAGGAAGGAAGAAAGAGUUGAUAGAAGGAAGAAAGGAAGAAGGAGUAAAGGGAGGACAGAAGCAAGGAAGAAAGAUAGCAAGAAAGGAAUUAUGCCACAGGGCAAGGAAGGACAAAUAGUGAAAGAGAAAAAUAAAGAGGGAGUGACAGGAAGAAAACCUGGUAUCAACAAGCAGCUAAAAGAAGAGAGGAACGAUGGAUUGAAAGGAGAAAAGAGAAAGAAACUGGGGAUGAAAAGAAGGAAGUGGAAAUGUCAUUAAUAAAAAAGAUGAAAGAUGGGUGGGCAAUUAAAAGCUGAUUUGAAAAGGAAGAAAAAAAAAGGCAGUCUGAAUGUGAGUGAUGGUUCUGAGGACAGACAUUAAGAUGAGAGACAGGAGGAGAUAAGUGAAAAGGUGAGGAUGAAAGAGAGAAGGUGACAGGUGGGAUGUCUGUUUGAGGAGCGCUCCUUUAAUCUGGGAAAGGGAAAUUUGAUUGUGAUUAGUAUGUGAUGUUACUAUCAGGGAGCUACAGGGAGACGUUGACCUUUCCUUCUUCUGUCACACCCUUUUUAUCUGUCGCCGCCUUUUUUUUAAAUCAGCUUCUCCCUCAGCUCUGUCUGCCAGGUGUUUCUCCUGCUGGUCUUUUUGUGCUCAGGAGACAUUUCACACUCUUCGACGGCUGAUUCUGUCACAUGGCGAAGUCAUUUACCACUCGCAGAACUUUUCAGGGCUGCAGACGGACGUUCAGGAGGUCGCGCUGCGUGGCGCUUUCAGUCUUCAGUUCCUCCCAGCCCAUACCUAUGGCAGCAGUGUGUUGAGGCGAGUUGAAGACUUAAAGCGCUGCACAGAUUCAUGCCACAGACCUGAGCUUUUGUUGUGGGAACUACACCUUUGCAGUUGAAGCAAAAUGUGCUAGUGCUGAUUUUUUUUUUCAAACUGUAUACUCCCCGGAGCCUGAGGCGGGUGAGAAAGCUUGUGGUUUCUUCCUCUGAUCAAGAACACACUCUCUUUGAAAGACUUUCCUUGGACAAGAAGAAGCAGUGAACUAUCAAAACCAAAACCUCGCACCACAGACUUCCUCCCCUGGCCAUUUGAAACGGGUCUGGAGCUUUCCACUGAACACCUAACACAAAGUCUACAUGCAUGAUGUAAUUCCACAGUAAGACUGAUUAUUCACAGCCGUUUAAAUGUCUCCUUUACUACAACCCUUUUCCCAAGGCCCCCUCCGUGUUAAGACCCUUAACAACUGAGAAAUAUGGCAUGCAUACCACUUGAGGGUAAAUUGUUCUCAAUGAGAGGUAAUGUAGUUGUGCAUAGCGUAGCAAAGGGAAGAAGUGGACCAAUUAAUCCUACCACAGAGCGACCUCUUCAUCAGACUUCAGGCCUUCCAACUCUCUGGAGUGUCUCUAUUAUAGGAGGUCCUCUCAUCCUGUUAAAGCACGACACACAAAUCCUCUUCUUGUUUCUUCUUCUAGCUCUCCCGGCACAAUAGGACACCGCAGGUCAGAGACACGGCCAGGCUCUGUACCAUUUCUCCACAAUUAGCUGAGUGCAGCUCAAAAAGUGAGGAUGUCCUGAAAAAUUCCUCACAUCCAACAAGUGAAACUUGAGAGCACGAGGAAGUUGUAGCCCCCUGUUAAGACUAAUGGUGGACUUAUGUAUCUUCAACAUGUUCUGCAACUGUGAGACAAACUAUCAGGCAGCAACAGAGGAGCAGGAGGAGGCAGGUGUGAGUAUCUGUAGGUAUCUGAAAAGCCAAGGGACAGAGAGAGAGAGAGAGAAAGAGGGAGAGGCAAUUGUGAUUAUCAAGCAGCCCUGCUAUUACUUUUUCAUGUUUGGGACUAAAUAUAAGAGGUAUCACUUUGUCCACAGGGGGCGCCAAAACCAAAACAAACAAAAAGUCCCUUACAGCAGUUUUAAUGUACUGUGUAAACACUAUUAAAUGAUGAUAAUAAACCUCACUUUAUUCCUGCUUUGCAAAGAAAUUGAGCCAAAAUAACGCCAUGAUGGCUGCUGCUGUCUUUAAACUGGCUGAUGGAGCCGCACUCUCGGAUUAACUAAAACACACAUUUAACUUACUGAUGUAAUUCAUGACAGAACAGGUUUUAGCAUUAAUUAAAAGUAAACCCUAACAACUGGAGAAAGUUUAAUGACCUGUUGGUGAUGUUCUCUUUCCAGCACUCCUCCUCUUACUUCUCUGGUAAUGCGGUGAAUAACACUACGGACCUGUCAGCGAUGGUGUCACGUCCCCUCUGCACAGCAUCAAAUAACAAAAGAAGCAACGGUAACACUUUACAAUAACCAUAAUUAAUAAAAGGUAAAUAGAUAGUUUAUCAAUGUUUAAUUAUAAUUUAAAAACAGCAUAUAGACCAAUUAUAAAUGGCAAAUAGAUAGUUUAUUAAUAUAAGUUAAUAUUUACUUUACCAUUAACAAGCAAUGAAAUUAUGGUUAAUAGUUUUCAUUAAUUAUUAAUCAGCUAUUUAGUAAAGGUUUACAUAGGGUUUAAAUAUGGGUGGUAAAACAUCUUGAUUUAAAUGUGUGUCAGUAGCACUUUUUUAAAUUGUUAGUAUUUGGUUUUUAAAUCACCUAUAAACAUCACUGAGAUGUUAUCAUAAGGUCAGGGUUAGGUUUUUAAAAUUGUAAAAUUUACAAUUUAUUAUGGUGCUUUAUUAAUGCUUUUUAUAAAUGAUGAUUAAGCAUGAAUAAACUAUCUGCUUGCCAUUUUUAAAUGGUCUAUAUACCAUUUUUAGGUUAUGGUUAUUGUAAAGUGUUACUGAAGCAACUUUACACAUAAACAUAAGAGUUGGUGGUGAGACAAGACUUUUCACUUUGUCCACAGGGGGCACCAAAAUCAACACAAACCAAAAGUUCCUCACAGAAGCUUUAAAACAGAUAAGGUGGACUUCUUUCACCCAAAUAGUUAGUAUUUGCUUUGUCUUUGCACAGAUAUUUUAAACUGGAUUAAUCUUCUUGUUAUUUGAUCACUGUGAAUGUAACUGAUCUGUAAGUAGAAGCCCUGCACUCAUCAUGACAUUUCUCGAUUAUUGUUGUGAGUGAUUUUGUUCUGCUGUGCACAUCGUGGUAUUUUUUUAGACGCCGCGCUGACGGGGGGGUGUUGACAUGCAGCGCCGCUCUGACAGGAACACAGAUCAUUGUGUGUGUGCGCGCGUGUGUGUGUGUGUGUGUGUGUUUUAAACCCCUUCCCUCUGCUUCUUUAAUUAUUUUGAAGGAGGGACAUGUAGCAGAGAGCAGCAGCGUGACAGGAGAGCUUUGUUUACAGUGGAGGAAGACGAAGAAGAGGCAGCAAUGUGUGAACAUCUGACAGCGUUUUUUACACCCCGUCUUUUCUGAUUUUCUCUACAGCCUCUUCAGGAGAUUUUCUGUACUUACAUUUUGAUAUAAAAUCUUUGAUUUGAGUUCAUCUUUAUGGCACAGGAUACUCAGAAAACAAAGUGCAGUUCACCUCCAACUAUAAGUGCAAGAAUAAGGUACAUAUAAUGUUAUGUAAUAAACAGUAGGGGGUGAAUAUAAAUGUGCAGCUGUAGGACUUUGUAGUGAGUCAGCAGUCAGAGCAGGUGACUCAGGUAUAAAUCUAAAACAUUUCGGACAGGUAGAGGUUAUAAAUGUCCAUAAAAGCAGCUGAUUCUGACCAGCAGGGAUGCUAAAGAAGGUUUACUGCAAACAAUCAUUGCACGCAAUCGCUUUAUCAAAAAUUAUGCAUACACACACAGAGACACGCACACACCGGUUUGGAGUGGCGGUUGAGGAUUUGGUCACUCCUCACCCCUAAGAUCCAAGUCCGUGUCUGAUUUGAGCUGUAAUCCAACAUGACGUCAGUUUGUCCUCCUGCUCCUCCACCUCUUUCCCCUUCAUACUCCAACACUCAACACAUCCGCCCUCUCCAUCCCUUGAGGUUUGACUUUUUUUAACCAUCACCCCCCUACAGCAUGUGCACAUCUCUCUGGUGCAUGAAUACAUUAGGAUUUGAGCAGAUUUCAAAUGAAGCUGACUUAUGUGGCAGCAUCAUAUCCACGGGGAGAGGAACACAGAAUUAAUUGGGUCAUAUAUGAUUAAUUGUCAUCCGAGUGCUCGAGUUUCUCACUCCAAAAAGUACAAGAAACUGUUUGGUAUGCGGCGCCCUGGGGAAAUGUAGUAGACUUAACGUAUACGUGUGGAAGCAGAGAGUAUACUAAGUACACUACGUUUAUCCAGGGGGGCCUGCUGCCUGCUGGACUGGAAGCAAGCAUGAAGGAGAGGAAAGGACGACUGAGCUGCAGCUAAAUGAUGGUGACCUGUUUGUGCAUGUGUCCUCAUACUCCGGAGAGUGACUGAUAUGUUAAGUCGUUAAAUGUUGCCCCAUUUUUACCGGAUACAGGAUUUAAACCACUCGGCGAUUCAGGAUCGUCUUAUUUGUGUUUUUUUGUUCCACAGGUGACUGAGACAUUUCUGAAUCACGUAAAUGAAAGUUGAUCUGUUUGUAUCAGACACUUUAACCUGCAUUGAUGGAUGCAGAAACAAACUGGGUUCACAGACAAUAGUUUGGAAGUGAGAUUAAAGGGAUAUUCCGGCACAAAAUUAAUUUAAGGUCAAACACACUGUAACACCGAGUUAGACACCCCUAGGAGAGAUGAAUGUUGCCGACUGCUUGCUUCUCUAGUUAUUCCAACUUUAGUAACGACCACAGGAUAGAAAUACACAGCGGUCUGAGGAGCUAUAAACAAACCUCGACCAAAACGUCACUCUAUAGCCACAAAUAAUGCUCAGAACAGCACCUAACUUCAUCCUAGCCACAGCACUAGCCAUCAAACAUCUUUUCUUUAGCAAAGAGACUAAACACAACUCAUCUACUCUCUUCCAGCAGCCGUUUGUUAGUAGCAAGACCUCAGGCUAGUCCAUUAAGGACUGCUGCGGGGUGACGCAGCUCAAGGAAGAACAUUUAUGAUCAUUUCUUUUUCAUUUCCUUAAAGUAAUAAUCAUCAUAUUAAUAAUUUUUUUACUGCAGACUCGGUAGUUCUUCUGUCUUAGCGUCUCGGUCUGAUUGCAUUUCCAUGAAGAAAUUAUCAUAAAUGUUCUUCCUUGAGCUGUGUCACCCCGCAGCAGUCCGUAAUGGACUGGCCCAAGGUCUUGCCACAAACAAGCGGCUGCUGGAAGAGAGUAGGUGAGUUGUGUUUAGUCUCUUUGCUAAAGAAAUUAGGCAAAGUUAAAAAGAUGUUUGGUGGCUAGUACUAUGUCUGUGACCCUAUAUGUCCUGUUGAUGAAGUUAGGUUCUGUUCUGAUCAUUAUUUGUGACUAUAGAGUGGCGUUUUGGUCGAGGUUUGUUUAUGGCUCCUCAGACCACUCUGUAUUGCUAUCAUGCGGUCGUUACAUUCAUCUCUCAAGGGGGUGUCUAACUCAGUGUUACGGUGUGUUUGACUCUAAAUUAAUUUUACGCUGUAAUAUCCCUUAAAGACCAUGCAGUGACUUCCACUACAGAGUCAUGUUACUUUAUUUCAAAUCUGGUCAUUCAGAGUUAGUUUCAGUUUCUCCUGAUCUCUGAAUCUUUACAAAAAUCAACACAAACUCAAAGUUUCUCACUGGAGCUUUAAUAUGUUUUUCUUAAUGAUGAUUUAAUAAGAUUAUUAUGAUUAUUAUUAUUUUACUCCAGUGUGAUAAUCUGCCUGUGUUUGUUUGUGUUAGUUCUACAGGUGUUUCAGGGCAUUCCUCAGAUGCUCCACCCCCGAGCAAAGCUCCACCCUAAAGACAUUUUCACGGGUGACAAAGACGCUCCGCACUUUCCGCCAGGAGAAGGAGCCGCACGUGUCCGCUCCCGCGCCCUCCACCGCCCAACCCACGCCAAACUCCUUGCGGAGAGCCAGUCAGGGGGCUCCAUCUCCGUCAAAUCACAGCUCUUCUGCAUCCCACCCAUCUGCUACCGCCGCUGCUAACAGCCCCAAACCCAAACUUGUUCUGGUGACUUACUACAGGGAAUAAAAUCAAAGAAAACAACAGCAGCAACUGCAAGAGGUGAACGUUUACAGAAAAGAGAAGGAGCUACCGGGAGCCGGGGCGCAGCUCUGCAAUUAAGAAACAAAUCCUCUUAAUAGUAGAAAAGAGCGAGCGCAAAGUGAGCUCAGUGGGAAUCUUAAAUACAAGCAGGGAUCUUCUAAUCCCAGAGCAGGUUAUUGUUGCUCUGUGAAGUCGGCAAACAGGGAUUCACACAAAACGCCAGUCUUAUCCUGCUUACCAGAGGCUCUGUAUACAAAGCAGGGGACUGGGGCUGAGCAAAAGUGCUUCAUGUUGAGACGACAGACUUUUUAGAUGACAAAAAAAUCCACAGAAAUAGGUCAAGGUAUCUGAAAUCUGUUCUUUCCUAUUCAGAGGAAAUAUUCAGGAACAUUUUGGAGAAGCACAGCGUUCUUUGGUGGAGAUUUCAUAAACGGAUGGGAUUUUUGGUAAACAGGGCGAUGGGGUAUUUGUCUGCUUAAUUGUAUAACUACUGUUAGCGGGAUUAUUCUGUCUUUUUGGUUGAAGAAGUGGGUAAGCAUUUUUCCCUGACCCCAUUUCCAUGCCUGAUAUCUGAGGAUUUGAUACAGAGUAUUAAAGAUUUGUUCAACAAUUUUAUGCAAUUUAAAACUGGGAAGGUUUCUAUUUUAUGGCUUUAUUUUCACUCCGCUGCAUACAGGCCCUCUGCUCUCAUGGCUGGGAUCAUUAUGAAAUCCUUUAAAGGGACAUUUCACCACGUUAUAAGGGACAUGUAGGGAUUUCUCUGUCUUAGGAUGUCUUGAUGUUUCUCUUUGCAAAGUGGAAACGUGGUUUUGUGUUGUCUCUUGAUGUUUUUCCUUUGCUUAUGUAACAUAAAUGAAACCAUAUCACCAACGGA